AUGAUGGAAUGCGGGACUUCUGCUGACGCCGCGUGGCUUUCGAUCAUAUCCGUGUUAGUGGCUUUCCAGGUAGGCAGCUAUAUCUAAUUAAUUUUAUUAUUUUGCCUUUAUAAACGAACAAACCGUAAUAGUUUCUGUCACGGAUACGCUCAUUACAGAUUCAAAAGACUAUCAGCUGUUCUAGUCCCUCGAGAUCAAGUUUGCCGGUGCAAAAUGUCAGUUGUUAUCAAUAUUGUACCUGGGAAUCUUUGUCUGAUUGUUAAGUCGUUUACAAAGCGAUUCUUUGUCACCAUUUUGGCCGGGAGCCAUUACGAUUACCUUGUUAUUAUUUUAUCACUUUAUUCAUGGUCUGCGGGUGGUAUAAAUAAAACCCGGAUUAAAGAAAUUGCAGCUGUUUCGUUUUGCCGGUGUCAAGCAUUAUAUGUGUAAUUGAUCCAGACAAAAUCUUACUUCUUGUUUUGCGCAGUAGACGUUAAAGUCGAAUGUACCUCGAAGGUAUUUUAAAACUAUUGUACUUUCUUUGUUGCGUUGUGUUGUGUUUUACAGGGAUUUAGCUUCGCUGUUUAUCAGGCAGGGACUAGACCUUACAAUUCUUGGAAUCCCCUUCUUGUACACACCCUUAUAAACUUCGCUGCUGGAUCAAUUUUAUGGUACUCUGUUGGAUAUACAAUAUCAUUUGGAACAUCGCAAAGGGUAAGAAACUUGGCCGGGGGGGGGGGGUGGCACUCCCUUAUUUGGCCUACUAAAAUACAGGUUACAGAAUGUGCUGCUGUAUAGGGUAUGGUUUUCAGUGUCUUUAUCUUAAACAGGGUAUGCAAUUUCAUUUGGUACCUUACACAGGGUGGUUUUUUGGGGGUCAACAAAGAGCGUGAAUGUUGGUGAUUAAUUGGGUGGUCUCUUGUUUUAAUCAGGGCAGCAAAAUGAACAAUUUGUGUCUUAAACUGGGUCAGGGUGAGAAAACAACCGUGUCACGCCACCUACAUAUACUCCCAGUCUGAGGAUAUAAUUUGGAAGAUGGUAGCCUGUAAUAAUUCUCUGAACCUCUUUUUGAAGCAAGUUACAUAACUUGCAAUUCCCUUUCAUCCAGUUUUUGGUUCUCUGAAAUGAUAUGCAGUCUUUGCUGAAGGGAAGCAAAAAUACAUGCAUUUUUUGACAAUAUAAGCCUAAAUGGUGUUGCAAGAAAAUUUUCUCCUCUUUGACUCUUUUCAGCCUGAGGUGAAUUCAUGUAAAUGGAUGUACACUCUGGGGUAAUCUGGCUGUGAUGGACUAGACUCUUAAUUAAUCUUCCAGCGGGGAGUUAGCAAUAAUGCGUCAAUCUCUUGCAUGCUAGAGAAACUAGGGGGGCUCUGAUCGAGUUGGCCUCAAUAAUAAUAAUUAGUUUGCAAUUUACCAUUUUAGGGUUUAAUUGGUAGUCUUGAUGGUGCAUUCUUCUUGGGUGUGUACAACAACUGUUCAUUGCAACAGGAUUCAGUCCCAGCAAUUCCUUUUGCAAUUUUUGAACUGAUGCUUGCUAUUGUCACGCCAUUUAUGUUUCUGUCUGCUUGGUAAGUGAAAUAACUAUAAACAACCCUUAUAGUCACUCUACUCUAAGUAACUAUUAAUUUAAUUAUAUACAGCCUUCUCCCCCGUAUAUCUGCAGAAUCCUUCUGAAUUAUAUCUAUCAAUAUAGUGGCAUUCCCAUGGCCAUUAAUUUGCCGAGUGAUUCCCUUUGGUUGUUGUUGUUUUUUUUAUGAUCACAAAUUUGUGAGCUGUAGAACAAGACCAGGGGGUACUCCCUAAUUUUUUGGCCUAACUGGACCAGCUGCUGUGCUUAACGGGGUAUGGUUUUGGGGGGCUUAGUCCUAAGCAGGCAUAAUGGGCAUAUAAUUUCACUGUUAGCAUCUUGAACAGAGAAUUUUUCUGGACCAGCUGUUGCCUUGAAUAGAUUUUACGUGAUGCCUGGUGUGAUCUAGAGAAAGGCCAUUGACUCCAAGUUAAGGAAAUUUUUUACUUUGAAGAACAGUAAGACUUACUCAUUUUAAACAGGGUUGGCAAAAGGAAUGGAUUUUGUCAUAUACAGGGUCCUCAGUUGCUUACCCAACAUAGUUUUACGAGGCUCCGCCUGGAGAUCCAACCCCUUACCCUUUCAAGUACCAUUUUUGGCAGAAAAGGUUCCACUAGCUUUCAUAUACAGUACCUGUCACUGAAAACUGUACCCCUCCUCAUCAACUUGUGAAUCAGCUGAAUUCCCUACCCUUAAUUUACGUAUUAUAACUGAAAAAGGUACCCCUAAUUGUAUUUGUUGUGGUUCGAUUUUAUCCUUGGUUUAGAUUUUAUUUUCCUUCAUUUCAAACUCAUUAUCAUACAUUGCCAUACCCCAAAACAAGGGAAACAAAAUUUAAACCAAGGAUAAAAUAAUUGAACCACAACAUAAUUAUACAGAAAGUAUGAUGAAUUUUCUUUUGAUUUCCUCUUAGGGCAGAGAAAAUAAGCAUACUUGGUGCACUGGUAAGAACGAAAAAUUUCUUUAAAUCAUUAAUAUACCACAGUCUUGAGAGAAAAUUGAGUAAUAUAAUUAUUAUGGGCAGACUCUGUUUUUUUCAGCCAGUUGGAAAACAUUGGAAUACCAGCUAGUAAAGAUCAGUUAUUUCAAACUGAUCCAUUAAUUUUCAAAUGAUAUUUAAUUUAAAUAAUUUAUGUUCUUUAUAGAUUGUUUACCUGUUGUGGCCAAUCUUUGUGUACUACCCCCUCACUCACUGGAUUCGAGGAAAAGGAUGGCUUCAUGACAAUUUUGGUGUAGUGGACCAAUCAGGAAGCUUGACUAUUCAUACUUCAACAGGUAACACUGACUAUUAGACCAGAACCCAAUGCGAAAGAUUGUCUCUUCCCCCAUGAGACUACAUAUAGACUUGUAAAAUUAUCUAAGGACCAAAAAUUACCCAGGAUGUUUUGUUGCUAUUAUGGGGUGUCAUAACAUGUUCUUUUUCCUCACAAAGAAAAUUGUAGUCUGUACAAUAAUGAAGUUGUUUUGGAGCCCAAAAAGAACACCUGCAAAGUGAUGUACCAUACAGCUGUACUCCAUACUCUACCUGCAUUGUCAUUGUUAUGACUACUUUUUUCUUUCCCCAAAGCGUUUAUCACCCAUACAUGAAAGGGAAUAUCUGGAAAAAUUUUGCUUGUGGAGUCCAGAAUACUGGGCUUUGGAAUCCGGAACACUUCUCAGGGAAAUCUGGAAUCCCUCUAAAGAUUGGAAUCCAGAAUCCAAGUUCCCCUGACAAGAAGUGGAAUCCAGCAUCCAAGACUGUCUUGGAUUUCCUUACAUGAGGCAACCAAGAAUUCCGAGGAAUAAUCUAUUUCUGUUUGCGGCUUUCAGAUUCCUAGGAAUUCCUGGAAAUUCCAUUUUCCAAAUACCGUGAAAUUUGACACCUCUGGUUCCUAGGAAUUCUUAGCUCCUGAAUUCGCAAGGUUUAUUAAUAAAAGGCAUCCUAACCCAUUUGAUCCAGUCUCAGGAUUGUUACCACCAAUGACCAUGUCAUUUUUGUCGCAUUUUAGAUCCAUUUUACCUCCUUAUAACGACCAGUUGAAGCAAUCAUUGAGACAAAAGCGAUGCUAAUUUUUGUUGAAAGACAUUUUAAAAACAUAGAUUAACAUUUCAUUGGUGUGUGUGAUAUCCAGCAGACUGUACUGUACUCAGUAUAGCCCACAUUAAACUUUUACUGAUGUACAUGUGUCAUCACAUACAGUCAUAUAGUUCAGAGAGGCUUUAAUAUCAUGACACACUACCCCCAUCAAACACAGCCACCCCGUUAAUACAAUUUUUUAGCCUUGAAGUUUGUGCAAGGUAGCCAUGAGCCAGUCCACUGUACUCAUGAGUUAACCAUAACUCCCUAAUGUGGUCUAAUAUUUUAAGAUAUUCAAACUUUUUGUAAACUACUCAGGUAUUCAGCCCACACAAAAUAGUUUGUUUACUUGCUUGUAUAAUAAUUAUUUUGAUAUUAAUUUUAAUUAUACAUUAAUAAAAUUAAUAUAAUUAAACAGGUGUAUUGAAAUACACCUGUAAUAAACACUCCAUUCUCAAUAUGUUCUCUGAUUGGCCUGUUUUUACAUAACCUUCAUUUCUCACCUUUUAAUAAUUAACAGUAUCUUGUUUUCUGUUUGGUCUUGUUAGGUUGUUCUGCUUUUGUCUUUACUCUCAUCCUUAGACGAGUGCACAAGAAUCUGCUAACAAAUAAAAAUCAUGACCAAAGUGUAGAACAAAGACAUUACCAAGAUGUUUUGCUUAUUACUGGAGGACUUGUCUCCUCUCUGGGAUGGUAAGAAAAAAAACUGAGUACUGUCAACCUCUCUUGGCACCACAAAAAAUGCGAAGAUUAGUGGUUGCUCAUGGGUGGUGGUCACUUGCGAGAAUCAAACCACAGUGGCUCUCUUCUGAGAAGAAGUCCUAACACAUCUUCUUUUAAGCAGAUAAGUUUUUGCAUGCAGUUUCCAAGUUACAUAUUUGUGUGUGGCCAUGUUGUCACUGAAAGCUCUUAUACAAUGAAUGAGUGGCAUUAAAAGUACAUACAGCAAACAAAGAGACCAUAAUUCAAGUGUUCACUCACACUUUCCCAUUACUAUUAUAUCUGGAAGUAUGUGUCUUUUCCCCUCUCGAGAAUCUGUGCCAUUACGGUCAAGGGAGGUCAAGCGUACCCCCCAAGAUUCUAUUAAUUAAUUGAUUAUUUGAAAAAUGAAUCCGUUAGUCCUUCCCGCAAGUAAUGUCAAAUUCAAAUUGGCUUUCCUGCAUGCAUAAUGAGCAGUGAAUAUUUUAAGAUAACUUCUCUGUAUUUGGUCAGAUCGAAAAUCUUUGAAUGGAUUAAAUUUCUUAGAACACAUUUGCAUGAAACUGAGGGAAACUGAACUGGUAGAAAAUCCAUAACUGCCUUGAGUGUGAAUUCAUGAUUCAUUACACAUGCAAGAAUGGAGAGGUGAAUCUGAAAUCUACAACUACCAACGCAUUCAACUUUUGAAUAAUAAAUUCAUUAAUGGAAUCUUGGGGGGUACACACCUGUCUUGACUGUAAUGCCAACAACCACUUAUUAUUAUACAUUGUACUCACUAUCUGUCCUCUCAUUGGCUAAGAGCCUAUGGCUUAUUUUGGAAAUUAGCGCAACCUACAGAUUAUUAGAUAAUGGACUAAUCUGUAGGUUUUGUGCAUUGCUUGAUUUCCAGUAGCAAUAUUCAGGUUCCUUGCGGCGGUGUGUUUGUCAAUAUUUUCGUCAAAACAAAGUAUAAUAAAACAAUUAUUAGAUUCGGUUUUUGUGAUAUCCUUAAUAAUCAAAGUCUUGGUAAGUGUUAACAGCCUCGGCCUUCGGCUCGGCUGAUAACACUUACCUCGACCUUGAUUAUCCCAGAUAUCACAAAAACCUCAUCCAAUAAUUGUUUAAUAUCAAUCCAUGUUUCUCACAGGUAUGCUAUAAAUGUUGGAACUGUGCACAAGUUUAAUGAUGCUGCUGUUGUUUCUCUUCUGACCUCUCAUCUGUCAAUCUGUUCAUCUUCACUGAGCUGGCUGCUUGUCACAUAUCUAACCAGGAAGAACUUGAAUAUGGCCGAUCUGCUGCAAGGCAUCACAACUGGUCUUGUUGGUAGGUUUUCUUCCCUGGGGGAUGGGGGGGUACACAACAAGGUUUUAUACGGGGAGACUCCGCCCUUACCCUUUUGUAUAACAUUUUUGACGGAAACGGUACCCCUUUUGUGUACCUCCUAUUGACAAAAUAUAUUAAUUAAUGGUAUCCCUUUCACAUACCUAGUUUUGAACUUUGCAUCCCUUUUAACUGUUGUAAGUGCCCUGUCUUUGAAAUACAGUGUGUAUGAAUAAAUCACAAAACCAGAACGUUUUCUUGACUUAUUCACAGACAUAAAAUGCAUCUGUUAACCCUUUUGGGCCAAGUGGAUGAAAAUGCCAUGAUUGUGAGCGUUAUUUAUCACCCAAGAUAUUAAUAGGUAAUCAAAUGGUAUACGCAUGAAAUUAGGAAAUAAUUUCACUCGUCACCAUUUGAUUACAGAUACUCACAGUUACUUGUUAGUGAAUUGUAAUCGUUGUUGUUUUCUUUUCUCUUUUUGUUCGCGCUAGGUGUAAGCGCCUGUUCCGGCUCCAUAGACGUCUGGGCUUCCCUGAUAAUUGGAGUCAUCGUAGGUUCAAUAUCAUGUUUUGUUUCCUUGUCUGUUAAGAAAUACAAGCCAUCAUGGACUACUUAUAGCUCGGGGAGGCAUGAUAUCACUUAUGUCCAUGGUGUUCCUGGCAUACUUGCGGCAGUGACAGGUAUUUAGUAUUUAUGUUUUAUUUUAAUAUUUAGGAAACAGUGAGGAUCAUGUUAUCAGGGUGUCAAUCGUGACGUUGUAUACAUUUUAUCUGUGUGUGAUUUGCUGACCCAUUUGAAGGGAAAAGAGACCAUUUUUGGAGCAGGAAUUUUUCGCUGUUUUUCUCUUUGUAUCGUCCCGGAGGUGUAGCAAAACUUACAAAGUUUGAAUUUUGGAAGUAACGGGAUCAAUGAAACCAUCAAAUGAAAAGGUAACAUAAUGUACCUAAAAAUGGACCCAUUUACGUUAGUAUGAAUGAGUUGCGGGGCAGCUGCGGGUUCAGUCCUGGUUUCAUCACGAACCAGUGAGGUCUCGUAAGAUCAUACUGAAUGUAGUUUGUACGCUUUUUUUCAAUUCAGAUGAUUGUGUCGUAGAGCGGUGAGAUUAAGCCGUUGGCCUUGCGUUAAUCCUUCUUUGGCAAUUCUAAGGGGACAUAAAAUAACCCACACUGCUGUUCGAAAAAGCGCGUAGAAAUGACUUACACCGCGGUGAUUUGGCCUUCCUAGAUCCUUUGAUAUCACCUUGUUCAAUAAAAAUAUCAAGGGAUGGGUGCGUGGGUAAUAGUCAAAUAACAAAUGAAAUUUUAAGGACAGCCGAAAUUACUGAAUCUAUCUCAAUUAAAAUAUAAUGCCAAGCGUACAAGUGAAUUUUCGCUCCUUGUCAUUUUUUUCUCUUGAUGGUAAACUAUUUUAUCGUUAGCUGGCCUGUUCACAAAGUCUUCAAAUGGUCUCAACACCUCAGCUGGUGCAUUUUAUUCUAACGGGAAACAACUUGGUGUCCAGUUACUGGGCGUGGCUAUCACUAUCACGUGGUCUCUAUUUUGGACGUACCUAAUGACUUGGAUUAUAAGAGUAACUGUGAGUAAUUUUUUCUUGACUUUUGAAACUUUGCACAGGCUUUAGCUGCACUUAAGAAUAACACGAUAACACACAUAUUAUUUUGUCUCCAGUUAAUUUUCAACAGUCAGUAAAGAAAGCAAAAAAAAUUAGCGCCCCUCAUGAACGCGGUAUUAAAUUGGUUCUUUGGCAUAGAUGAAAGCCGCUUGCGGUAGCCGUAAGCAUGCAGCGAUUUAGCAGAGACAACGUGAGGAAAGAGAAGACGGCGCUUGUAGGUCUAAAAAACGAAUUGAGCAACGGCAUUGUUGCAAGUUGACACACGGCAAAAACUUGUCGCCUUCAGUCCUUUUCGGGCGCUUUUGUGUGCCUAUUCUUCAUUUUGUAUUCUUUGCUAAAUCUGCCUCACCGCACGUCUGAAGAUCAUUUUCUGGUCUAAAACUCAUUGUAUCCCGUCCCGUCCCGUGGUAAAUUUCGUCCCAGAAUCGCGCUUAUACCACUUGUACAAAACUGUUCCAUCUACCGAAAAUUAAAACGAUUAUUCGCUUUUUAGACAGGAGCCAAGCAUUGAAGCCACCUAUUGCACCAAUUCUAGCAUUGAUUGCUUAUUUUUGUGCCGAGAGUCGGCCGGCGUACAUUUCUCGUCGCAUUGACAUAGGGUUGGAGCAACAUUUAAUAAAAAAGAUUCCGAUGGAAAGCGCAUUGUUACCCAUUGCUGUUUUUGUUUUGUUUCAACGUCACCAAUGCCCCGUCCCCACGAAUCGCCACAUGUUUGAAACCGCUUAUAUUUUUUUUUACCCGGAUUCAUUCAGACUGGACCUUGAAUCACUUUGGAAGGCAGUGUCAAAAAGAUGCGGUCUCGGAUUCACUGAUUUCGUGUGGGCGAAAGGCCGAUUCAUGUAAAAUAUGGGCGCUUUCAAAAAUAUCUGGAUUCGUGUGAACGUGGCCCGAGUUUAUUUCUCGAGUAUGAAUGAAAUUUAAUGGAACGGCCUCGGGGACUACGGGUGGCACCCGAUAGGGGCGGUGGCCUCGGGGACUAAGGGUGGAUAAAAGAGCAUGCGCUAUGAGGCCGAAAUAGCCAGAUUUUGGCUACGCUAGCGCAGAGUUUGCCAGAGCUUCCAGAGCUUACGCGCGGAGUCAGACGCGUAAGCACUAGGGUCGAGAAUGUGCUCUCCCCUCUGUCCUCCUUCCCAUCACCCUUCGCGUUCCUAUGUAUCAUAUCAGCCUGUUUAACACUUGUCAUCCUAAGCUGCUUUGUGAUUAAAUAAUGGAUCUGGAUUUUAAAAAAAUUCACUUAUCAGCCAAACUGUGAUUUUUUUAUUUUUUGUCCAGGUAGGCUUUAACAGCUGCGACGCAAACGAAGUUUUAGGGCCGUAUGAGCGACCCUUUCGGGAUCAGAGCUCAGCGUUGCCUAUGUUAUGCAAAGAAAAGGAAUCGCUUCGUAACAAGCUUUUUAAGGCGAUAACUGAAGAUGAUUUACAAGGGCUUGAUGCAUUAGUUGACACACAGGUGUGCUUCGGCGUGCAGGACUUUGACAAACGAACACCGCUGUAAGUUCUUUAGCUAUUAUCCUAUUCCACCCCGCUUCUGAAAAUGGAUUGGACGAAAAGAAGAAAAGUUCCCAAGUUACAACACCUCUCAAUGAAUUCCAUACCUCAGUAAAAUUCUAAAUUAAAUUGGCGUUGAAAUAUAUAUAUUACUUAUACGGGUGAUUGCAGGAGUUUUUACCCUCUACACAGCUGAGGUGGAGAUUUUAAUUGAAACCCCACUUAAGCGGGCUACCUCACCUACCUGGGGUCCCCCAACUCCACGUAAACAGGCCCUAAAUUUGGUAAAAACACCUCAAUAAGUAGGCAACAAACAAGUUAAUGGCAAAUCCCUUAUCCCUAUUUACAUCUAGAAACUUUACAAUUGCGUAAUUCAUUGUCUGUCAAGUAUAAGAGCUGGAACUGCACGUGGACGCCAUCUUGGGUUAAUAAGCUAGUUAUGCGCAUGCGUUGAGUUCUGUAGAAAGAUUCCUGAUGACUUCCUGUGGGACCAAGGUCCCAUGAAUGUGACAAUAAGAAGACAAAAAUUUGAUUUUAUUACUUAAAUUUGCCUGUAACAUUCAGCUUGGGCCAAAAAUGAAAAGUUUAGCUGCAAAUCUAGCCAGAAGUGCAAAUUAUGCUAGCAGUGCUUUUUUUCGGAAAAAAGGUGAAAAUUAUAUGUGCUAGCACAAUCUAUCAAAGCCUACCGAAGGGGGUACCAUUUUUCAGGCUUCAACCAGAGUUCUAAACUAGUUAUGUGGAAUAAGUACCAUUUGUCAAUAAACAGUAUAGGAGAAAUGGUACCUUUUCCGUCAAAAAUGGUAUAUAAAAGGGUAAGGGGUUGGACCCUGGGGCGGAGGCUCCCCAUAUUAAACUUUUUAGUGUACCCACCUGGUUCCUAUAGAAAUUCCCGGAAACGCGCACUUUUCGAGGUAACUGUGGUAUUUCCUCUUUAAGACUCAAAUGAUGCAGGGCAUUCCGGUUCGCCGUGAAUUCCAACUUUGCUUCUUUUGUUAUAGCCACGUAGCUGCCAGCCGUGGUUAUCUCCACUGUGUCAAGUUUCUUUUACGACAGCUUGGUGUCGACAUUCAUGCAAGAGACCGCUGGAGAGCUACACCGCUUUCUGGUAAGUCUGAUUUCUGUAAAAUAUCCAGUUUACAAAAAUUCUAAAACACCUUCUUAGAAAUGAAUAGCGCAGUAUAGCAACCACCACCUGAAUUGCCUGGAAAUUGUGAUCGUUACAAGUAGAAACAGAUUCAAAAGAAGUCCUCUUUUGGCUUUUUUUGGAUAGACGUCGUUCUCGUAGUUGAAAAACCAUGAGACAAAGGUCACACGCGAGGCAGCCACAAAAGACUGACGUGCCAGUCAAAUCUCGCACGCUCGCGCCUAGCAUUCGCCUCGUUUGAAAGGCUGAGUUAUUAAUAAAAGUUGUUUAUUGUAGAAGCUGUACAGCGCGGACAUGAUGCAGUGGUUCAGUGCCUGUUACGUCAUGGGGCUAGCUGGUGUGAAGAUGGAGUGGGAGACUUGCUGUGCAAAGCUGUAGGUUCGUUUUCAAGUCUUUUCCGAACUAAUGAAAUCCUAAAAAGACGUAGAAUUUAUGUGCAUGUGUAUUUGCAUUCAGGCCUAUAAAUCCUUAGAAAAAUUGCGAAGGGUCAGUAAUUAUAGUCAAGUCAAGUUAGACUUAUUUGUUAUCCCACAAACCUAAACCAAGAGAGAAUGAAAGGGACAGAGAGUGAAACGCCCAGUCCAACCCUUAAGUUAUGUGAAUUUCACCAAAGUUAUUUUUAGACCAAUUAAACGCUUGAAAUUAAUGGAAAGUUUUUUUCCGGAUAGGUGCGCAAACUUUUAUUCAGUUAUGUCAAGAGAGAAUUUAACAGUCCUCAUUACAGAUUUUCUGCUUUGAUGCAGUCGCACGUGGACUUGAUGGCGUUUCAAACAAUUACAUUUGCGGACGUCCCAGGAAUUAGACUUCUGUUGGAUUACAACAUCUAAAAAUAACUCUAUUGAGGUUCCGUCACAUUUCCCGGCUAACGCCAUAAGAUUCCCUCUCUGUGCCAUUACUCUCUUGCCUAAACACAAGAUAGUACCCGCGCUGUGAUUGGCCGUGAGGAGUGUUUGCAUGAGAGUGUGUAAACAUGGUUGUGACGUCUAGAUGUUUUGCUUUCCCCGCGCUAAUCACGCAAGCACGAAUUUGGAAAAGGUUUUGAAUUCAAAACUCGACUAGUUUACUUUAUUUACGUCGGCUGAAACUUUACAAACACUCGAAGGGUUGGGAGAAUUCUCGACAGUUAUGCAAACCCUCGAAUUCGUCUCAGGUUUGCAUGACUGUCCCAAAUUCUCCCAACCCCUCUCGUGUUUAUAUCAGGCUAUGCAAACACGGAAAACGUUUUCUAUUGUUUAACUGGUACAUCUGUUAUUUGCUUUGCGGCUAUAUUACCCUACUUCCACGAGCCUUGUCACUUUCAUUAGUUUUGCGGUUGCCGUUCAUGGCAAUUGCAUCAGGGGCACCCAUCGACUUGGAAGACAAAAUAAUGCCUAGAAAUUUGUAAAGCUCGAGAAAGGCUAAACAUUUCGAAUCUGUAUAACCGUUCCAUUCAUCUGAGAUAUUCAGAAUUGUUGUUACUAACUUUACUGCGAUUUUCUAGCGUUAUAUUUUUACAUUUUAUCACCAAGAUCGCAUAUUGUGAUUAUUGUUAAAAAAAUGGUCUCGUAAAAAUGUCGGCAUAAAGACAAACCCUCCCAAAGAAUCUUCUUCUAAUGGAAGUGACGGCUACGCCUUGUCCUCGAACGUUUGCCGGGGGGGCCCCUUAGGGUGGUUAACAGUUUCGGAUGAGACGAAAAAGCCACCUAAAACUUUGGAGACGUCCCCAAAGACAUCCGAACAGAUAAAACGUUUUCAGGGCAGCUCCAAAUUAACCAAACAGACUUCUGAAGCUUGGCGAAACCAAUUUGAGACACUUCUGACGUAUUAAGAGACAUUCUGUCGUUCGGUUUCCCUGAUGUCAUCAUUUGUCUCUUUUCUUCCUCUCUGUAAAGUGAAAAACAAUCUUGAAGAGCUUCAGCGGCUGGUGUUACUUGGUGUAGAUGUUAAUGCCCCAAACUCAGAUGGCAGUACAGCGCUACACGUGGCGGCGUCUCUGGGCAGUAGAGGAGUUGUACAGUAUCUUACUGAAAACAGGGCAGACAUUAAUGCUGUCGACUCCUUAGGAAAUGCCCCUCUGAAUGUGAGUAUACUAUCGUCUCUCUGUCUUUCCUUUUUCGGGCCUAUAGUUAUGAGCACGCGUAAUACAGUUUAAAAGAUAAUGUUGAGCUGUGACCCUCUCACUUUUGCGUUUUUGAAUGAAAUCCUCUAUUGUUGCCAUCAAGUCAAAUUAAAACAAGCGCGCAAUUUCCCUGGGCAGUGUUCACUGUGGUGUGCAAGGUAUUUCUAAUAUAUUUGAGCGGAUAGAAUCAUCUGAUGCCAUAAUAAAAUGAGAAGGCUACUCAGUGAACUUUUCCUAUGGUGCCGUUUAAUGUAUAGAUUUCGCCAGGGCUAAAAGCGAAGCUCUCGUUUACGUACUUGUGAUUUACUCAAAAAGAAUUAAAAUCGUGUAAUGCUGAACGGCGACGGAAAUAGGAAAGGCAAAAAAAAGUCAAUAGGUCUAAUAAACAAAGAACAACAACGACAACUUUUCUCGUGCAGCACACUUUUUUGUACAUUGCUUUGCCGCUGUUGUUGCAACGCGAAUCUUCCUAGUUACAUGUUUUAAGGAGAAAAUGUCGUCGUGCACACAAAAAUUUUGUUGCUUGUGUUCCUGUUCGCUGUUUUUUUCACUGCCCUCAUUUUCAACUUUCUGGCCACUAGCAUUUCUCAUUUUCUCACCGCCGGUACAAAAUUUUUAUGUUCUUCCAACGAAAUUCGUCUCCCUUGCUUUUUAUCUCUCGCAGUCUAGCUCUCUGUCGCUCUUGUUCUUGUUGAGCUUUGCUAGCCUGUCGCCUACUUUCUCGUUUUCACUGUCUUUCUCUUUCUCCAUAUUCCAAAUUUGUGGACUUGACAAUUAAUCUAAGCUUAAUACUUUAGAGAACACGGAUACAAUUUCCGCUUUCCAUUUUGUCUUUGUUGACUCUUUAAUUGCCUCUGCUUCACAAGACGCGGUUGGCCAUGCAAUUUGGGUUGCCAUACCUGUUGAUUGAGUUAUUUUACAGUGGUUUACCUGUGGUGCGGACAGACGCGCGGUCGGUCGGACGUACGGUCACGUGACUACAAGUCAUUACCAAAAUUUCUCUGAUGCAUAGAUAACUAAAUUCUCUUACCCAUGGUGCUCCGCUAUUACAGGAUGGUUCUAAAUUUAAGUCUCAUUCUGUGGAUGCAGUCCUAAAGAGUGGCCAUUUCAAUGAAAGUAGCCUGUGCAGUAAGUAGCCUGUUCACAGGCUACAAUGAAAGCUACCUAGCAGUUCUUUCGCAUGGUGAUGUUUAUUUUUGCUGUAUUAGAUUAGGAAUGUGGACAAAAACUUGUCAUGUGACUGUUAUUUCUUUUUUAUUUCACUCGGCGCUGAUUGUUUUUAGUGAAUCUAGAAAAUCAGCUUGCGAAAACUAACCCGUCUGUUCUUUUAAAAAUUCCUCGAGCGCAAAUUAGUGUCACCAUAAAUUAAAGUAAUUAAUUAGAGUUUAAGAUACCACGACGGCUACGUCAGGAAAAACGCCUCUUACAAAGUAAAUGGGCGUUCUCUCAAUCUUCGUCGCCAUUAUUCCAACUUUUUCCAUAUCCAAGAUCUUCGUCAUUUGUUUAAGUUCUCCAUAAAACUUCAAAUUAGGCAACUUCACAUCGUAGUGGUGGAGUGACGGCAAAGAAAUGUACCAAAAAGUGUGAUGCACGCGCAAAGUUGUUGUCUUGCUGAUUAAGGCUACUUCCACGCUCUACCUGAUAGCUUUUGCGCCGCCACCAAAAUCAUACCGGAUAUGGCUUCUGUUCACAGAUAAGGACGAUGAUUUUGGCGCGAUAUCUGACGGAGCGAAGCCUCGCCGAUCUCGAAAGUGUAGCGUCACAUAUCGGAGAGGUUUUGUGCCAUACUUUGGUGGAGUGUGAAUACCUAUUCGACCCCUCGCGGAAGUAAAUAAGUAGGAGCGAGGGUUGGAAUUUACUGAAACGGAAGUAAAUAUUCAAGAGUGUGGACUGGAAUUUAGUGCAUCAAACCCUCUCGGCCAACCUCGCGGCCCCGGGUCGUUGCUGUUCACACUGAACCGAAAAGCUUUUUCGUAGCGACACGAAAAGCUUUUCAGUACAGUGUGAACAUACCCUUAACCAGGAGCCAAGUAAUCGGCUCCUGCCUUAACCUGUUGCUUUUUUGACGUUCGCGUUGCCGUCGCCGUCGAAUCACAAGCUCAUUCCGUUGACUCCCCCUAGAUGCUGUCAGUUAAGUAUACUGCCCGUCCCGACCUUUCUCUUGACCUUGUGUUUUCCAGUACUCAGACAUGCAUGAGCACCGCGCGGUCAGUCAAUUACUUGAGGGACUGGGAGCCAGACGGUUAUCACAUCAUUACAGCAUGCAUGAAAUAUGUGAAGUAGCGACGAGUGGAAACUUACAGAUGCUUCGUCAUAUGGUUCAUAAUGGAGCGACAGUAUGCUACAGAGAUCUGAACAAACGAACACCGCUGUAAGUUUCUUUUCUUAGCACAUGCAGUAUGAGAUGUAGCAGAGAGUCCACUCCUUCUCGUCAUUUUUCUCUUACCGUGAGAGACCUUUCCUAGCAGGGAACCAAAGCUUCUCACGCACACCAUGAAACUAUGAAAUUUAUGAGCCGAAUCAACUAUUUUACUAGAAAUACGUGAGUCACAGAACCUCGCGAGGCAGAGGUUAACAUGUGACCAUCAAGCAUUUUAAUUUACAAAGUGAGGUUUGAAUUAUACGGUAGUGUUAAUAUCUACUAGUAUGGCGUUUGCAGAAUACUAUGGUGUUCUAUUCCCUUCAAAGUUUAUUGCUGUUGCAUUCAGUCGAAGCUGGCAUGCUCACAGGGAUCAUGACAUUUUUGUUAACUCUUCAAUAUCAUAUUUUGCCACAGUGCUCUUAUGGUUAUACAAGUUCUCCUAUUUGAGACUAGCUUCCAAGCAAGCUGAGGGGCUUAGUUUUGUUGUUUCUCUGUAUGCAGGCAUGUUAGUGCGGCUGAAGGUCAUUUGGAUGUAGUAAAGUUUCUGCUGUUGCAGCCCGGUAUUAAUAUCAAUGCUAGAGACAAGAAUGAUUUCACUCCACUUCUCGGUAGGUGCUGUGUUUUCGUUUAGUUUUCUGUGUACUUCUCAUAGUUAAUCUUUUUCGUUCGAACGCGUGUAAAUAACGGAAGCCUAGUAUCGGGUACUGUGGUCAACAAAGGUGGGACAUGGCGACGUUGCGUAGCUAUAUGGGAUGCUAGUCUGCCCACUCCCCACUCUCCCCUCUCUGACGGUAUUAUGUUCUGUCGCUCUCUUCUCCCGUUACAUAAUUCCCAGUAUUCUCUGCGGAAUGUCUGUCUUUCAAAGAUAACAAAAAUGAUGUCUAAACCCGAAAGUCUGUGUAGUAAACUCCACACGUACAUUUUGCAUAACCAACAUUGACGCCACUUCUUAUAAAUUAAUCAACCGAAAACCGAGAAGAAAAAAAAAUUCUAAAUGAGAAACCAAAUGUAUUUAUAUUUGCAACUAAUGAUUGCUUGCUGCGCAGACUAAGUAGCUCCGUUCAGAUUGAAAGGCUGUGUUCGUUUCAAGGUCGUCUGUAGAGCAGAUGGCAUAGUUCAUUUAUCCGUUAUCUUGGCAACUAAUUUUAACAUUUCUAGCUAUUUUCCUGGGUUAGACUUUUAUAAUUACAAUCCUAUUUAUCCAUCUUUACAAUAAAGUCCCGACACUUUACAACUAGUGCACUUAAUGUUAAAUUAACGUGUUGACCGUAGUCUAUUUCGCAAAAUGCAGACAGUGUUAAAGAAAACCAAACAUGAGAGAACAAACGAAAUAUCAACAAACAGAUCUUAUAACGUUCUCUUGGUAGCAUUAUUUUUAUAAUUAAUUUAUCUAAAACCGUGUAAUCUUGUCAGCUGUGGCUUUCUUCUCUGCUCCUUCAGUCAAAUCGUAAAAUGAACAAUGAUUUGCUGCUGUCUUUUCGGGAACAUAAUUUAAAGACCAACGAGUCAAUCGGAAUUUUUACCCACAAAAGUUUUCGAAUUAUUUCUUAUAUACUAUGAUCUGAUCCCUCGAAAGUCCCGGUAAGGUUUCAGGGCCGGAAAGCUGUUUUGUGUUUGCCUUGUUUGCAUGCAAUCAAAGUUUCAAUUAUUUUGAAAUUAUACAAUAACUAAACUAUCAGUUAAAAAGGCAAAAUUGACUGGUUGGUGAGCUAGGAACUGUACUACUAUUCUACAGGUUUUGAUUUUAAAAAUUGCCUUCGAGGCCGAAAAGUUUUCGGCCGGGGCCUUCGAGGAACGUGCCCCGGGGACGUUUUCUCUUCGCCUCUUUCUCUCCGAUAAUGAAUCCGAACAAAACUGCACAAUUUGAAGGUCAAAGCACUUGUUCCUUUUCAAGUUAAACAGUAUCUAAUUUUAUCCAAGGAGACGAGAAUUAACACCUAUGAGACUAAUAAGAUUUGCCUGGACGACGAAAACCUGUCAAACUUAUAAUUCUAGUAUCUGGAUGUCAAAUUGAAGUUAAAUUGUCAAACAUUAUUUAAUACUCCCUCCAAACUGUGUUCAAGACAUUAAAUAUAACAUGUGUGCCCUGUCCACACAUGCUGGUUAAAAUCUUUUUUCGUUGCAAAGUCACUUUUUAAUGCCGUUUGACACAGUUUCACAAAAAGUGAUGGAAACGUGUAUACAGCGAAAAGAGAAUAUGUCUUUAGUGCACUAGAAUUAAAAUUGUUUAACAUAUUUCGUCGGAAAAUAAUUGGGUCUGUUGCUCUAAACAUUUCUAAAAUUGCCAACCAUUUUUCUUACAGCCUAACUUCUUUUUAGGAUAGACUUUAGACCUUAUCGAACUCUGUGGGAAAAAGUUUCCUGCUUCCUUUUUUUAACAAGCUCUUCCAUUUUCAUGUAGAAAACGUACUGUUUAAUACCGCUUUUAAAUUUUGUCGGAAAGCAAUUAGGUCGGUUUCUCUAAACAUUGUGUUUGAAAAAGCAAAUCAUUUUUCUCACUGGUUGCCUUCUUUUUAAGGUAGUUUUGUGCCUGUUUAUCCGUUGUCAAUUCCCACGAUAUGUGCUACACCGGGAAAAACUAUAGAGGUACCUUAUUGGAUCCUUUUUAAGUCACUUGUAUAACGGGUGUCUUACAAGACGUGUAUGUCUAGGUUGAUAUUAAAUACGAUUAAAUUUUACAAACAGCUGGCAUUUGAAAAUGCGCUCGUCUCGUCAAGAAACCAUUGCUGAGAGUUGCACUCAGAAAACCUCGAGCAUGCACACCAAUCAAUGAGGACAAAAUCGUGGUAAAACUAUUUCAACAGUGAGUACUUAAAGCCUUUAAGUAACUUCUGCGCCUCAGUCAAAUCAGCAGAAAAUGAAUUUAAGCGAAACAGAUUCAGAGAAGAUCGACCCAAAAGAGUUGCCCUCAGUGUACUCUUGCCCGCACGAACCAGUCUAUACAUGGAUUUUAACUGAAACGGCCGCCUUCUAUGUUUCAAUCACCACAAAAUCCAUCGCUAGCCCUCUGACUGUAUUGUUAAACGUUUUAAUUAUCGUUGCGGUAUGGAGGAGAAGAGCGUUGCAAAAAAACUCAAACAUUUUGUUAACUAGCAUGGCCGUUGCGGAUCUUCUAGUGGGUGCGGUUUCGAUGCCUCUAACCAUUGCGUCGGAUAUACUUCUCCUCCGUGAGAAGUUGAGCCUUAAAAUUUGUAAGAUUGCAGGUGCAAAUCAAAUAGUGCUUUACAGCGCCGUUAGUUCGUCCUUUUAUCAUUUGACUUUUAUUGCCUGGGAACGCUAUGUAGCGAUAGUAAAGUGGACGAACUACAAGAACAUUAUCACAAAAACCCGCCUCAAAAUUUGCGCAGUGGUGGCGUGGGUGCUUGCUGCUAUAGCGGCUAUUGUUGUACCUAUCUUAAGCGUUGCUGAGGUCGAUCAGAAGGUCAUAGCUGGCUUGAGUAUUUUUUCUGGUAGUAAGACGGUGCUUUGUGUCGCCAUUAUCGGUUAUUGCUACAUUACGCUUUACCUCUAUGUGCGUAAACGAAAAAAUAACGAGAUCAACGAAGUUUCUGUGCGAGCAAACGCCAAGCUGGAGAAGUCCAUCGCCAAAGCGACUGGCACAGUUACAGCGGUUUUGCUAGUCUCCUAUGUCCCGUCAAUCAUCGCUCUUUUGUUGGGAGAUGCUGUUCCUGUCCUUCGUACAAGCUCAUAUUUUCGUUGGUCGGAGUUGUUGAUUCAGAUGAAUUCCUUUUUCAACCCAAUAGUCUACUGCUUCGCGAUGAAUCGCACCUUCAGAAACGAGGUUCUUGAGAUGAUUAACCUGAACUCUGUACUACAGCUUGAAUUACGUCCCAAGUUACCUGUAAAACGGCCUACCAGGAGAAGACGUGAACCGGCUGUGGUCUCAGAAGAAGAAAACCAGCUUCACGGAGAAAGACAACUGCCUGACCGCCUUGCCAGACGUAGGUCAUGUGAUUCAAUUGAGCUCGCUGACCUUCGUGCGAUCAACAGUUCUCCAUCCCCAACGUCUGAAGAUCGCCGAGUCGUCUUUGUCGAUGUGCACCAGCCCAGUUUCAAAAGGAGAAAGCCACUGUUUCUUCAGUUUACUGGUAACCCCAAUGAAAGCAAUCCAAGUCAAAGUGAAAAUAGAGGCGACGAGAGCUCUCUUCCCACCAGUGAGCCAUCAGAGCUGACAAGCAUCGCCCUACCUGGUAAAGAGAACCGGGCCAUCUCAGUCCAUGAAGAUCAAGCUAUACUCAGCAAGCAGAAACCCCAAUUUCGAUACACUGGCGAGUCCACAGAUAAGAACCGUGUCAAAACUGAGGACGAAAAUGAUUUUGUUAAAGAUUCCCGUGAUGCUGAUGUUAUAAGAGAAAGGUCCUGGCCUCGCCGAGUCCCUCUUGAGCUUACGCCUGUUUUAGGCCGGCGAAAUAUUCAACUGAAAGGGGAGAGUAUUAAUCGUCCAAAAACACGAUAACGUCAGAAGUAAAACUAAUGCAGUUAAUUAAAUAGAGGAUAUUACACGGUGGCGCGAAGAUAUGAAUUUUAUUUUCGAGUGGCAAAACAAUAUUUUACGAACGAGCGCAGCCAUUGAUAAAAUAAUAAUAAUAAUUGCGUCAUCGAUAAACUCACGUGUGAGGUUAUGGAAAAUAUACCACUCGGGUCCCGGAUGUAGUUUUUAUGAAUUUUACGAGUGGUAUAUUUUCCAGUAAAACACUCGUGUCUAUAUAAUAAACCAGAUUAAUCUCUGAGAUAAAAGGGGUAGUGUUGUUAGAACAUGUCUGUCAAGUUUUUUUUUCAAGGAUAUUACAAUGCUUUGUUUAGAGACAGUAAAAACCCGCGUAUAAGAACCUAGAUUUUAAGAACCCGUUAGGCUAAGAUUGUCCAUUAAGACCCCUUUUACAUAAGAACCUGUUUUACCCUACAUUUUUGAAGCCAGGUUCAUAUUUUGAGAAAUUCAGUCAAACACUGAAUACACAAAUUUAAUAGAACAAGCUCUAUCAGUUAGUAAAAUGUAUAAACUUCAUAAAUGGCUUUAACAUGCUUGGCUUUUAAAGGGAUUUUCCUACCGUAUUACAAUAUUAUGCAUGCAAUACCAAAAAUAGGCCCAAAAUAGGCCACACCCACCAAUGACAAACACCUUAUGUACUUUUAAAAAUAAGAACCUGUUUAAGAACCUGAGUAGCCUAAUUUUCCAGUUAGUUCCAUUUUAAUACAAACCUUUAGUUCUUAGCGUAGCUUGGAAAAUCUUAGGUUCGUAUACGCGGAUUUUUGCUGUAUUAAAUCGUCUACGAUAAAAUCAAAUGAUCUUUUAAAGAAAGAACAAAGGGCAAAAGAUAGUGACAGUUUCAGUUUAGAAAUAAGAGAUGAAGACUUAAAAAGGACGAAUUUGUUUGCUCUCGGUCAUCAGAGAUGUUGGUGAGAAAGUCUCUUUUGCAGAGGCGGCGGAGCGUUUUGAAACGUGAUGGGAGAGGGGGGGGAGGUCAUCUUUACACAGCCAUGCACAUACCCCUACUCAAAUUUUCCAAAAUGCUGGCUUUGCGAUGUUCCUUGGCACCAGGAAAACUCUUUGCAAUGUUCACAGUGUCUUUUGUGUUCGUAAUCCAUUUCAGACAAUGCAUCCGUAGGCAGUUGUUCAGGCGGUCCUGCUUAAUGUUGCCUCUUUGGUAGUUCUUGAGUCGUCAGCAGAGCGGGACAGAAGAUGUACGCUCUGAAGUUGGCGAUAUCACAGAUAGCUACAGGUUAUGGGAAAUACAUCCGUUAGAGUUUGUGGACCUCUCCUAACAGUGGUUUUCGGCACCAAAACACGGGGAGGCUCUGCCCAGGCAAAAACAUUUUUGCCUGAGGGGUGGCUGGGCUACCGGGCCCCCUUGCUCCGCCGCCUAUGUUUUGGAUUUUUUUUAUUGUUACUGACAAAAGAUGACACUGUCCUUUUAAAAGUGGCCGUAGUUUAGUACCUCACGCAGUCAUAGCAAAGCCAUAUUUAAUAGACUAAAAACUUUUAUUGAACAUUAAUUUCCAUUAUGAUGUAUGAUAAUGAUUCUGAAGUAAUGGAAAAUGAAAAUUAACAAAGUUUAAAAGUGAAACGCAAGUAAGACAAGGCUAUAGAAAGAAUGAACCGUGCAUGUCACGUUCGAGCUUUGACCAGUUAGUGUUCUAAACAUGGUGCGCCCUCCAUGGAAGUGUCAGUAUCUCUUAAGGUACAGUAAAACGAGCAACAAAAACAUGCAACUUGUUUUGCAGCAUUGCUGUAAGACGAGUUGAAUAUCGAUGUUGCGCGUUUUACUAGCCACGUUCAAACUUGUCUUGCAAACAAUUCAGGUUGUUGAACUUCGCACCACACUCUGCUAUCCUAACGCCUGGAACAGGCUAAACAGGAAGGGAUCAAGAGAAUUUCAGAUGUUGGAAAAAAGGAAUUUCCAUUCCCAUGCAAAAUACGCAUGAUUUGCUCGUUGGCACUCUAUCGAUAGGUAUACCUAGUUUUUUUUUCUCUGGUAAGCGUUGUAGACCAUUGUACACUGUGAAAAUGAAUUGAGUCCGACUAAUUAAGUUAUACGUCUGAAUCAACUGUCGAACUGGCAUCAUUUGGGUCGACCUGCAUGAAAAGUUAUCGGCGUUUUCCUGAAUUGGGCCUCAUUACUGCAAUUUUUCUGAAUAUAUACGUGGACAAACAAGAUGAAUUAACUGCAUUCUAAAACGUUUGCUUCAGCUAAUUAAAGUCCUGAAUUUUCUCGACUGGGCUUUGAAAUUGAAAAGAGUAGACAGUAUGGUUUCUUUGGUAUGGCGCGUUUUCUCGUUUCUUUGAUAGUUAAUCUUUUUCCUUCGAAGGCGUGUAAAUAACGGCAGCCUGGUAUCGGGUGCUGUGGUCAACAAAGGUGGGAUUCCUGGGAACUUGGCGUGGUUGCGUAGCUAUGUGGGAUGCUAGUCUACCGAUUCCCCACUCUCCCCUCCCUGAUGGUAUUAUGUUCUGUCGCUCUCUUCUCCCGUUACAUAAUUCCCAGUCUUCUCUGUGGAAUGUCUGUCUUUCAAUGAUAACAAAAAUGAUGUCUAAACCCGAAAGUCUGUGCAGUGAACUCCCCGCUUACAUUUUGCAUCCCCAACCCCACUUCUGACAAAUUAAUAAACCGAAAACCGAGAAGAAAAAAAUCUAAAUGAGAAACCAAAUGUAUUUAUAUUUGCAAUUAAUGAUUCAGAUUGAAAGACCGUGUUCGUUUCAAGGUCGUCUCUAGAGCAGAUGGCAUGGUUCAUUUAUCCGUUAUCUUGGCAACUAAUUUUAAUAUUUGUAGGUAUUUUGCUGGGUACGUUUACAAUCCUAUUUAUCCAUCUUAUAAUUCGUUAAGUCCAAAAAACACUUUACAGCUAGUGUACUUAAUGUUAAAUCAACGCGUUGAACAUAGCCUAUUUCGCAAAAUGCAGGCAGAGUGUUAAAGAAAACCAAACAUGAGAGAACAAACGAAAUAUCAACAAACAGACCUUAUAACGUUCACUUGGUAACAUUAUUUUUAUAAUUAAUUUAUUUAAAACCGUGUAAUCUUGUCAGCUGUGGCUUUCUUCUCUGCUCUUUCGUUCAAAUCGUAAAAUGAACAAUGAUUUGUUGCUGUCUUUUCGGGAACAUAAUUUAAUGACCAACGAGUCAAUCGGAAUUUUUACCCACAAAAUGUUUCGAAUUAUUUUUCUUAUAUACUAUGAUGUGAUCCCAGAUUUCUCGAAAGUCCCGGUAAGGUUUCAGGGCCGGAAAGCUGUUUUGUGUUUGCCUUGUUUGCAUUUACAAUCAAAGUUUCAAUUAUUUUUAAAUUAUACAAUAACUAAACUAUCAGUUAAAAAGGCAAAAUUGACUGGUUGGUGAGCUAGGAACUGUGCUACUAUUCUACAGGUUUUGAUUUUAAAAAUUGCCUUCGAGCCCGAAAAGUUUCCGGCCGCGGCCUUUCGAGGAACGUGCCCCGGGGACGUUUUCUCUUCGCCUCUUUCUCUCCGAUAAUGAAUCCGAACAAAACUGAACAAUUUGAAGGUCAAAGCACUUGUUCCUUUUCAAGUUUAACACUAUCUAAUUUUAUCCAAGGAGACGAGAAUUAACACCUAUGAGACUAAUAAGAUUUGCUUGGACGACGAAAACCUGUCAAACUUAUAGUUCUAGUAUCUGGAUGUCAAAUUGAAGUUAAAUUGUCAAACAUUAUUUAAUACUCCCUCCAAACUGUGUUCAAGACAUUAAAUAUAACGUGUGUGCCCUGUCCACACAUGCUGGCUAAAAUCUUUUUUCGUUGCAAAGUCACUUUUUAAUGCCGUUUGACACAGUUCCACAAAAAGUGAUGGAAACGUGUAUACAGCGAAAAGAGAAUAUGUCUUUAGGGUUUGGGGAUUUCGCAAAUACGAAUUGAAAGGACCCAUUACAUGAAUGUUUUCGAAACCGACGCAAUAGCAAGAAGAAAUAAUAGUUUUGAUCGUUUUGAUUACCGUCUUAAUAUCUUUAUUUUAUUUUUCGUAUAAAUAACGAGAAUUCAAAACUACAUACGAAAUGUAUUUUUGUUAAAUGAAACUGAAGUUUCAAGUUAUGUUUCCUUUUUAGCAUGCUCUUCUGUUUUUACGCAUUAGACUUAAGACUGUUUUACAUAUAUGUUAUAUAUGUUUUACAUGUUGGAAAAUAAUUGGGUCUGUUGCUCUAAACAUUUCUGAAAAAGCUAACCAUUUUUCUUACAGGCUAACUUCUUUUUAGGAUAGACUUUAGACCUUAUCGAACUCUGUGGGAAGAAGUUUCCUGCUUCCUUUUUUAACAAACUCUUCCAUUUUUAUGUAGAAAACGUAUUGUUUCAUACUGCUUUUAAAUUUUAUCGGAAAGCAAUUAGGUCGGUUUCUCUAAACAUUGUGUUUGAAAAAUCAAAUCAUGUUUCUCACUGGAUGCCUUCUUUUAACGCUAGUUUUGUGCCUGUUUAUCCGUUGUCAAUUCCCACGAUAUUUGCUACACCGGGAAACACUAUAGAGGUACCUUAUUGGAUCCUUGUUAAGUCACUUGUUUAACGGGUGUCUUACAGGACGCGUAUGUCUAGGUUGAUAUUAUAUACGAUUAAAUUUUACAAACAGCUGGCAUUUGAAAAUGCGCUCGUCUCGUCAAGAACCCAUUGCUGAGAGUUGCGCUCAGAAAACCUCGACCAUCACAGCAAUCAGUCAAGACAAAAUCGUGGUAAAACUAUUUCAACAGUGAUUACUUAAAGCCUUUAAGUAACUUCCACGCCUCAAUCAAAUCAGCAUAAAAUGAAUUUAAGCGAAACAGAUUCAGAGAAGAUCGACCUAAGCGAGUCGCCUUCAGAGUAUUCUUGCCCCUACGAACCAGUCUAUACAUGGAUUUUAACCGAAACGGCCGCCUUCUAUGUUACAAUCACCACAAAAUCUAUCGCUAGUCCUUUCGCGGUGCUGUUAAACCUCUUAAUUAUCGUUGCAGUGAGGAAUCGAAGAGCGUUGCAAAAAAACUCAAACAUUUUGUUAAGUAGCAUGGCCGUUGCGGAUCUUCUAGUGGGUGCGGUUUCGAUGCCUCUAACUAUUGCGUCGGAUAUACUUCUCCUCCGUAAGAAGUUGAGCCUUAAAAUUUGUAAGAUUGCAGGUGCAAAUCAAAUAGUGCUUUACAGCGCCGUUAGUUCGUCCUUCUAUCAUUUGACUUUCAUUGCCUGGGAACGCUACGUAGCGAUAGUAAAGUGGACGAACUACAAGAACAUUAUCACAAAAACCCGCCUUAAAAUUUGCGCAGUGGUGGCGUGGGUGCUUGCUGCCAUAACGGCUAUUCUUGUACCUAUCUUGAGCGUUGUUGAGGUCGAUCAGAGAGUCAUAGUUGCCUUGAGUAUCUUCUCUGCUAGUAAGACGGUGCUAUGCGUCGCCAUUAUUGGUUAUUGCUACAUCACGCUUUACCUGUAUGUGCGCAUACGAAAAAAUAACGAGAUCAACAAAGUUUCUGCCCGAGCAAACGCCAAGCUGGAGAAGUCCAUCGCCAAAGCGACUGGCACAGUUACAGCGGCUUUGCUAGUCUCCUAUGUCCCGUCAAUCAUCGUUCUUUUCUUGGGAGAUGCUGUUCCUUUCCUUCGUACAAGCUCAUAUUUUCGUUGGUCGGAGUUGUUGAUCCAGAUGAAUUCCUUUUUCAACCCAAUAGUCUACUGCUUCGCGAUGAAUCGCACCUUCAGAAACGAGGUUCUUGAGAUGAUUAACCUGAACUCUGUACUACAGCUUGUAUCACGUCCCAAGUUACCUAGUGUUAAACGAAGAAGGCGAAGAAGUGAACCAGCUGUGGUCUUGGAAGAAGAAAACCAGCUUCACGGAGAAAAACAACUGCCUGACCGCCUUGCUAGACUUAGGUCAUGUGAUUCAAUUGAGCUUGCUGACCCUCGUCAUAUCCCUGGUGACGUCGACAGUUCUCCAUCUCCAACGUCUGAAGAUCGCCGAGUCGUCUUUGUCGAUGUGCACCAGCCCAGUUUCAAAAGAAGAAAGCCAUCGUUUCUUCAGUUUACUGGUAACUCCAAUGAAAGCAAUCCAAGUCAAAGUGAAGAAAGAGGCGACGAGAGCUCUUCUGGCUGCACCCCACAACAAAUGGCAGAAAGACCCAAACCAUCGUGUAGUGAGGAACAUGACAUCUCUAGUGAUGGAAACGGACCAGAAGCCAUGGCAGAUGUUACUACAAAAGAGGAGCAAAGUCAAUUUCAUGACAACAAUGAUCGACCUCUUCCCACCAGUGAGCCAUCAGAGCUGACAAGCCUCGCCCUACCUGGUAAAGAGAACCGGGCCAUCUCAGUCCAUGAGGAUCAAGCUAUACUCAGCGAGCAGAAACCCCAAUUUCGGUACACUGGAGAGUCCACAGAUAAGAACGGUGCUAAAACUGAGCACGAAAAUGAUUUUCUUAAAGAUUUCCGUGAUGCUGAUGUUACAAGAGAAAGGUCCUGGCCUCGCCGAGUCCUUCUUGAUCUUACGCCUGUUUUAGGACGGCGAAAUUUUCAGCUGAAAGGGGAGCGUAUUAAUCGUCCAAAAACACGAUAACGUAAGAUCUGGAAGUAAUGCAGUUAAUUAAACCAGAUAAAUCUCUGAGAUAAAAGGGGUAGUGUUGCUAGAACAUGUCUAUCCAGUUUUUUUUUCUAAAAGGGUACCGUAAAAUUCCGAAAUUAAGCCCCUCCAUGUAUAAGCUCCUCCAAAAAUAAGCCCCCCCCCUGCAAGAAACCCUCAGUAAAUUGCCUUUCAAAAUACAAGCGCCCGCGGAGGUUUGUACUCGGAAUUGCCCUCAAAUACAAAGUAAAACAAAGCAAAAACGGUAAAUUUCCUCCAACUAUAAGGCUAGCCCAAUCGAUUUUGAAACGGAAAUUUCCCUCCGUAGAUAAAAAUACGCCUUUCAAAAAUAUAAGCGUCGGGGCUUAUUUUCUGAAUUUUACGGUAUUACAAUGCUUUGUUGAGAUAAAGUAAAAACCCGCGUAGAAGAACGUAGAUUUUAACAACCUGUUAGGCUAAGAUUGUCCAUUUAGACCCCUUUUACAUAAGAACCUGUUUUAGCCUACAUUUUUGAAAUAGGUUCUUAUUUUGAGAAAUUCAGUCAAACACUAAAUACACAAAUUUAAUAGAACAAGCUCUACCAGUUAGUAAAAUGUAUAAACUUCAUAAAUGGCUUUAACAUGCUUGGAUUAAAGGGAUUUUCAUACCGUAUUACAAUAUUAUGCAUUCAACACCAAACAUAUGCCACACCCACCAAUGACAAACACCUUAUAUAUUUUUAAGAAAAAAGAACCUGUUUAAGAACCUGAGUAGCCUAAUUUUCCAGUUAGCACCAUUUUUAUACAAACCUUUAGUUCUUAGCCUAGCUUGGAAAAUCUUAGGUUCGUAUACGCGGGUUUUUGCUGUAUUCAAUCCUCUACGAUAAAAUCAGAUUAUCGAAUUUGUUUGCUGUCGGCCAUCAGAGACCAUUAUUUCUCAUUCGCCGUUGCUGAUAAAGUCCGGCUCUUUUGCAGAGGCGGCGGAGCGUUUUGAAACGUGAUUGGGGGCGGGGGGGGCAUCUUUAAACAGCCAUGCAGAUACCCAUGGUCAAAUUUUCCAAAAUUCCCUUUGCGUUGUUCCUUGGCACCGGGAAACCUCUUUGCAAUCAUCACAGUGUCAUUUGUGGUCGUAAUCCAUUUCUGACAAUGCAUCCGCAGGCAUUUGUUCAGGCGGUCCUGCUUAAUGGUGCUUUUUAGGUAGUUCUUGAGUCGUCAGCAGAGCUGGGCAGAAGAUGUACGCUCUGAAGUUGGCGAUAUCACAGAUAGCUACAGGUAAUAUCAAAUACAUCCGUUGGAGUUUGUGGACCUCUCCUAACGGUGGUUUUCGGCACCAAAACGUAGGGGGGCUCUGCCCACCCAAAACAUUUUUGCCUGGGGGGUGGCGGGGCUACCGGCCCUCACUGCUGCGCCGCCUAUGUUUUGGAUCUCUUUUUUUUUUUCAUUGUUUCUGACAAAAGAUGACACUGUCCUUAUAAAAGUGGCCGUAGUUUAGUACCUCGCGCCGUCAUAACAAAGCCAUAUUUAACAGAUUAAAAACUUUUUCCAUUAUGAUGUAUGAUGAUGAUUCUGAAGAGAUGGAAAAUGAAAAUGAAAUCAAGUCUAAAAGUGAACCGCAAAUCAGACAAGGCUAUAGAAAGAAUGAACCGUGCAUGUCAUGUUCGAGCUUUGACCAGUAAGUGUUAUAAACAUGGUGCGCUCUCCAUGGAAAUGUCAGUGUCUCUUUAGGUACAGUAAAACGAGCAACAAAAACAUGCCACUUGUUUUGCAGCAUCGCUGCGAAACGAGUUGAAUAUCGAUGUUGCGCGUUUUACUAGCCGCGUUCAAACCUGUCUUGCAACAAUUCAGGUUGUUGAACUUCGUGCUGCACUCUACUAUCCUAACGCCUGGAUCAGGCAAAACAGCAAGGGACUAAGAGACUGUCAAAUGUUGGAAAAAAGGAAUUUCAUUCCCAUGCAAAAUAAGCAUAAUUUGCUUGUUGUCACUCUAUGGAUUGGUAUACCUAGUUUAUUAUCUCUGGUAAGCGUUGUAGACCGUGAAAAUGAAUUGAGUCCGACUAAUUAAGUUCGACGUCUGAAUCAACCGUCGAACUUGUAUCAUUUGGGUCGACCUAAAUAGGUCAAGUUCGGUACAUGAAAAGUUCGACGUUUCCCUGAAUUGGGCCUGAUUACUGCAAUUUUUCUGAAUAUAUACGCUGACAAGCAAGCUGAAUUAAGCGCGUUCUAAACCGUUUACUUCAGUUAAUUAAAGUGCUGAAUUGUUCUCGACUGGGCUUUGAAAUUGAAAACAGUAGUGUGGUUUCUUUGGUAUGGCGCGUUUUCUUGUUUAACGUGUUAAGCACCCAGAACCGAGCGGACUAGCGGGGGGCGUUGUCCACCUCGGCCUAUAACGCCCUCCCCCUCGACCGGCAUAAUUCUUCAUAUCCUACUCAGCCUCAUUCAAUAAUUGCUUUAUUAUUCAUUAAGAAUUAUUCCAAGUUUAAAAACAAGCUAAAACAUGCUUACCUCCGUCGAUGUUAAGUUUAUUUCGAUAGUGCAUCGUUAUCGGGAAGUUUAGGAGAUAAAAGGCUGUUCAGAUCUGCAAAUAUACCGAUGUCAUCCGUCGAGUUGUCUUUUUGCUGUUCUUGCUAUGUUUUUAUGCUUUUAGUUCGCCGUGAAACGAGUAAAAUGUUCCGCCACUACUCACUUGGAAAACAACUAAAACUCGUCCCCAGGUCGUUUCGGUUAACGGUUCAAUAAUCUGCGACAGAGCUGAACAACGUCUGCGCAUGUGCAUAGACGGGAGAGGUCUGGGAUCUAACCUAGUAUCGUUUUCAAAGGGUUUUUCAAAACAUCCUCACUUUUUGGCGAUUAUUAAGGUGGAUUCUGAAUAUUUAAGGUUCUCAUUUAAACUAAAGGUAGAUUAUUUCAUACUUUAUUGAAUUCUCGUUUCUACCCUUGUAAUUUUUCUUCUACUUUUUUCUAUGAACAAAAGAAGACGCACGAACGAAGCGUCCCUUCAAUAAUAUUAUCGUUUGCAAAGGGUUUUUCAAAACAUCCUCACUUUUUGGCGAUUAUUAAGGUGGUUUCUGAAUAUUCAAGGCCCACAUUUAAACUAAAGGUAGAUUAUUUCAUACUUUAUUUAAUUCUCGUUUCUACCCUUGUAAUUUUUCUUCUACUUUUUUCUAUGAACAAAAGAAGACGCACGAACGAAGCGUCCCUUCAAUAAUAGUAUCGUUUGCAAAGGGAUUUUCAAAACAUCCUCACAUUUUCCCGAUUUUUAAGGUGGUUUCUGAAUAUUCAAGGCUCCCAUUUAAAGUAAAGGUAGAUUAUUUCAUACUUUAUUGAAUUCUCAUUUCUACCCUUGUAAUUUUUCUUCUACUUUUUUCUAUGAACAAAAGAAGAUGCACGGACGAAGCCGAAAACAGUUCUUUCAUUCGAAUGUGUACAUUUUCAAGCGUAAACACAUGAAAGUACAGACUAUCAAUAUGUUAUCAGUUCUAAGAAAUCGUUCGGACAUCAUAUCAGUGUCAGUAUUAAAGGUACAUUUUAUUUAUCUUUGUUUUUCCUUGAAUGAUGGUCUUUUAGUUAUUUCUCUUGUUAUAUCUCGCUUGGUUUCACUAUAAGAACUGUAAGAACACAAAACAAUCACUGAGGUUUCGAAUUCAAUCAAGUUCUUUCUUCCAAACUUGUUUCCCUUUAUGACUCAUUGUUAGCUCAGCUCAAAAGAGCUAUUAUAAAUUUUUGUAUACGACAACAGGCAAAAUUAAUGUUGAAAAGAGUAAAUGGGUAAGUAAUACAGUCGAUGCUUGCUGGUAAAAGUAUUAAUGACUUGAAGUUCUCUAAAAGGCUUCAUUACAGGGAGAAGAACUUUCAUUUAUUUUUCUCUUCAAAGUCUAGAUCUUCAUUCCUUGAUUCUUCUGCUUCAUUCAAUCCUGUCAUAAAUGGAAAACCUAUAGUUAAUACGAAAACUCACAUAGAGCUGAGCCAACUUGUGAUUGUUUCUCAAAACUUCAACAGCUUUAAACUUUAAAAGUUUAUUCAUUCUAAGCUUAAAGGUGCAAAUUAAAUUUUAAACAAACUUAACUGAAUAAAUACUGAUUCUACAGCUCGACCAGCGCCUCUAAGCCGGCUAGAGGUAGGAAAAAGCUUCUUUCAUUGCACUAAGAUUUGUAACUAAGUUUAUGACUUUCAUGACUUCUUGUGUCUGAUGGUAUCAUCGCGCUCAAAGCCGGUUUUCUUGCCACCAAGAAACGGUCAACAACUGCUAUCGCUCGGCCUACAUUUCAAAGAUUUGCACCUCCUUAACCAGAAUAAAGUAAUGUUUAAGUAAAUCGUUUACGUACCAUCGAAGAAAAGUCGCCCAAACUCCAGCACAUUGCUCUUUUUUAAUUUCUCAGUCAUCUUUCUGCAAACUUACUGACGAUCUGCAUCAAAACAAUGAAAAACCUUCGCCGGGACGGUAAAAAACAUUUUCCUUGAUCCCUGGAUUACGUAACAUUUCUUUCCAUGGGUUGCAUUUCUAACGUAUUCGUAGAAUUUCUCCUUCGUUGGCAUUCGCAAAUAUGAGUUUGGAUGGUCGAAGAUAAAAUGGUCUUGCAAGAAUUUCACUUUGCCCGAAUGCUUCGCGCACGGGCUAGACAAGUAAACAAGUGAUGUCACGGACAUGCGUAGUACGUUAUUCAGCCCUGUCAUAAUCUGCAAGUUUGUUGCACUUUUGACGUCAUCGGUUCGAUAUGGCAAAAUUCUUCCAAAUUUGAUCAACAGUAGCUGGUUAUGAUAAAUUAUGCGUGUGAUUUUAGCCAAUCAGAAACGGAGAAAUAUUUUGAAUGAAUAAUAGAACAACUUAAUAAUAAUGUAGAUGUGUGCAUUGGUAGAAGUAGCAUGUGUUUAAUAAAAUGUGUAAGAUGGUAAAAAUUUUGAAACACCCUGUGUUGUUCUCACUUGUCAUCAAAUAUUUCUUCUUGACGGGGGCGGGGGGUCGGGUAGAGGGACUAAAAUAUCCGUCCUGUAUCGGGCAACACCCCCUUAUUUUUAAUUUCAACUCCUCUUUAAGGCAAUAAACAAAAUAAAAAAAAGAAUUAAUAUCCUCCGCUGUUUUUAGGACCCUUUUAAGAACAAACUGACACCAAAUGUUAUACCAUUUUCAGGACACGGUGGCCAAAAAAUCAUACUCAGUACAGCGUCUCCCCGGGGAACACGAACAAAUUAGCUGAUGUCCUUCCCUCCCUAGCUUCAGUUCUAUGUACAAAUUGAAACUCGAUAACUUUCGCUUCUUAAUAGUUCUUAUACUUUUGGUACUUCGUUUUAAUCCUCUCAGCGCCUGGUAUUCUGAUCUGAAAAGAACCCUUAACACCAGGCAUGUGUAACAAAAUGCAGGUAGACUUCUAUAAACAAAUUCAAUGAAUUAAAUGGAUUUGUUCUGCAAGUUCGAAUUGCUAAAUAUAAGACUUUUUUUCAGAUGAUUUUAAUUUUCUGGCGGUCUUUUGUGAAAAACAUCGUUGUGAAUGUUUUGACGGCCGUCCUCUUAGCAAAAUAGCUCCGCCCAUUUGUGAAAGUCCGUGUUUGUUUCAAGAUUUGCAGUGUAAAGCAGAUGGCACUUCUUUUGUCCGUUAUCAUGGCAUCUAAUUUUGGCAUUUCUCCUUUAUUUCCUGUGCUUUGGGUACGUUGAAAAUCCUAUUUGUCAAUCUUAUGAAUUGUCAAAUCUCUAGACCUCAAUACAUGUUUCCUUAGGUUCCGUCCACACAUUUCCCGAUAUUUUUGAAAACAGAGAUUAAACGGUGUUUUCGGACAUCAAAAACGCAGGUUUUCGAAAGUGGUCCCCAGGGUGGAGUUUUUUGAAAACUCCAGCUUACCGUUUUCAUGUAUCAACAAAUGGACCUUAGUACAGCUAAACCGUGCAAUCUUAAAUCUUGUAGUGUUUUUUCUGUUCUUGAUUUAUUCAUAUUCAUUCAGAAGGACAAAUUAACGAGCCAUUGCUCGUCAAGUCCUGCGGAGCCGACCCACGAAAUUUCCGAACUGUGUUGUAUAUAACGUAGUCUGAUCCUGGCGACGUCAUCUUCCCUUUUCUUUUUGAUCAUAAAUCGAAACGAAACUUUUGAAUGUAACGUUCAAAGCACUUGUCCCAUCUUUCUCUCAUACACUGCCUAAUUUUAUCUGCGGAAGAGGGAUAAUUAAUUAAUUUUUUUUUAAAAUUAAGUGAUGGAAGUUGGGGUACACGGAAAGCUGUGAAAAUUAUUAAGCGUAAAGACCACGAGAAAUCUCUCGUUUUUCCUCAAGGGUAGCACUUAGCGAACAAAUCACGCGAAGCCGCGUGAACUCCACGGAAACCAGUCAGUCGUAUAAUUCUGGUUUCUGUAUGUCGAAUGAAGUUAAAUUGUCAAACAUUCUUCCAUAUCCCUUCAAAAAUUUGUUCAACAUAUUGCAUAUAACACGCACUGGAAGUUAGGGAAAGGAACGCCUCGUCCACAGAGGCAGAUGCAGCAGAUGAUUCUAAUUGGCUGGGUUUUUUUUGCUAAAAAUGUCAAAAAUGUUCAAUUUUCACCACUCUUUACUUAGUAAAAUAGUCCACAAAAAAUUUUUUAAGACGUUGUUCGUUUGAAGAUCUCAGACGGACUGAUAAGUAGAUACUCGUUUUGUUUUUCUGUUAUCAUGGUAGCUGAUUUUAACAUUCCUUGCUAAUUUCCUGUUCUUUGGGAUGUUUGGUGUUUUACGAAAACGUGUGUUUAUAGUUGUGGAACUAUAAACACGCUUUGGAAGCUACGUCAAACGUAAGGAAGAAGAACGCAUCUUCCACACGUGCGCACUGAUGCCCGUUACAAUCUUUUGUUUUUGUUCAGUUUUCUUUAGAAGCCAACGUAAUGAUACGCAUUGACGCAUAUCUACCAAGAGACAAAAAAAAGAAAAAAGUGUUGACGACGUAAAAUAAAACUUCAUUAUAUAGGAUGGAUCGGUUUUUCGUAAACGCGAAAACAGCAUGUAAUGCCUGGUUUCGAAAACGAUUCAGUGUAGAAGAAGGAACAGUUGUGAUAGUUUUUAAUCCUGCUAUUUUCAAUCAUUUUCUUUUUUUAAACCAGGUGAAUCUCUGAAACUUCAUACGACAUCAACAAAUCACAGUUAGUAUUUAACUAUGUUUUUUGUUUCUUAUGAGGGAUUUUCCGAUUGCUCAAAUGAAUUUUCAACUGUCCAACUUUCUCUUGAAACAAGUAAUUGUUCUGCUCCCUGUUUCUUUCUUUUUUUCUCGCAAGAUAGUUUAUAAAACUGGUUGACAUGGCUUUAAACAUCGUUUUCGGGCGAAAACGAUUGGAAUACGCUACGUGUGGACGAGUAUUUUUUUCGAAAACGGAGAAAAGAAUCUCCAUUUUCAAAAAUAAAAGAAUACGUGUGGAAGGGACCUUAGUGUUGUUUGGAAAUGGUCAUGGUGGCUAUCGGAAAUUAUCGAACAUUGCUCAUUACGCAAAAUGCAGUCAGUGAUAAAGAAAAACAAACGUGGAAGAACAAAGGAAAUAUCAGAAACAUACCUUAUUUCGCGUAUAGCAUUCAUCUUAAUGUAUAGCAAAAGCGUGUUAUCUUGACAGUGUAGUGUUUUUUUUUCUCUUGUCUUCAUUAUUUAUUUGAAUCGUAAAGUGAACGAUGAUUUGUUUCUUCUUUUUCGGGGGAAUAAAUUAAUGAGCCAGCGAGGUGUGGAGAUAAGAGCUUUGACUGACCCUCGAAAUUUCCGAAUUGUUUCGUAUGGAAAAUAAUCCGAUCCUUAGGACGUCUUCUCUUUCCUUUUCUUUCUGAUCAUAAAUCGAAACGAAACUGUUGAAUUUAACUUUAAAAGAGCUUUUCCCCUCUUGCUCUUAUAAGCCGCCUAAUUUUAUCUGUGGAGCGCUGAAGCGAUAAUUAACACCUUCGAGAUCAAGAGUAGGAUGUGCCUGGAUAAGGUCUUUAAUUGUUGUUGUUGCUUUUCUGUUUUUUUUUUUUUAAUUAACUGAAUAAAGUGACAACGCAAGGAAACCUUUCAAAAUAUUUUAGAGUAUAGACUUCGAUUAGUCCCUUGUUUUUCCUUGUACUGUUCCUUCAAGGAUAGUAGAGCGAGCAAAUCACGCUAGCCCCCUUGAAAAUCGCCCCACGCGAGAAAGGCCAGACGCCGCGCCCAUUAAGUUUACAAAAACCUGUCAGUCGUAUUAUUGUGGUUUCUGGAUGUCGAUCGAAGUGAAAUUGUCAAAUAUUCUUCCAUAAUCUCUCCAAAAUGUGUUCAUCAUAUUACAUAACACUGGUUGAAAGUUAGGGAAAACAACGCCUCGCCCAUAAUUGCUCCUUUGAACUUUUCUUUUCUUGUUUUCUUUUUUUGCAAACCCACUUCCUGAUACAGUUUGACACGAUUCCACAAAAAAAGGAUUGAAAAGUGUUAACGACGUAAAGAGGGUAUGUCUUUCAGGGUGGAACAUUUCGAUAGCACGAAUUAAGACGACUCAUGAGGCCGCCUGAAUGAAUGAAUAAUGAAAGGUUUCGAAAACGAAGCGAUAUGAAAAAAGUGAUAGUUUUGGUCGUUUUGAUUAUUUUCGUAAUUUUUUUUUGUAUGGUUGUAAGUCAUGCAAAUCUUUGCGAAACCGCUCACGAAAUUAGUAAAGCACAACUGAGACCGCUACCUUUUUCAUAGUUGUGAGAAAAAGCUUCCUGUUCCCUUUUUUUUACAAGCUCUUCUUUUUUCGUCGAAAACUUACUGUUUAAUGCUGCUUUUUAAUGUUAUUGGAAAGCAAUUUGUUUGGGUGCUUUAAACAUUGCGUUUCAAAAAGCAAACCAUUUUUUUUCCACUGGCUGCUCUCUUUUUAAGAUAGCUUUGUGUCUUUUAUUUGUUGUAAGUUCCCGCAAUAUGUUCUACAUCAGAGAAAUCUACGUAGGUUACUAAUGGAUCCUCAUUAAGGUGCUUGUUUAACGUGUCCGUUACAAGUCACAUGCGUCAUUUCCUCUAGUUGACUUUUCGUCAAUCUUCGUCAAUCUUCAAACUAACAUUUGAGAACGCACUCGUCUUUGCGUUGUUCAAGAACCCAUUGCAGGGAGCUCCGCUCAAAACAUGUCGACCAUGGACACCGAAUCAGUCAGGAGACAAUCGUGGUAAAACUAAUUUGAGCAGUGAGUACUUCAAGCCGUCCGCGCCGUAAUCAAAUCAGCAUAAAAAUGAAGUUAAACGAAACAGAUUCACACAAUAUCGAUCCAAGCGAGUCGCCUUCAGUGUACAUUUGCCCAACCAAACCAAUCUAUACAUGGAUUCUUACUGAAACGGCCGCCUUCUAUGUUUCAAUCACCGCAAAAUCCAUCGCUAGCCCUUUCACUGUGUUGUUAAACCUUAUAAUUAUCGUUGCGGUAUGGAGGCGAAGAGCGUUGCAAAAAAACUCAAACAUUUUGUUAGCUAGCAUGGCCGUUGCGGAUCUUCUAGUGGGUGCAGUUUCCAUGCCUCUAACUACUGCUUUGGAUAUAUUUCUCCUCCGUAAGAAUUUGAGCCUUACGAUUUGUAAGAUUGCAGGUGCAAAUCAAAUAGUACUUUACAGCGCUGUUAGUUCGUCCUUGUAUCAUUUGACUUUCAUUGCCUGGGAUCGCUACGUAGCGAUGAAGAGGUGGAGGAGCUACAAAAUCGUUGUCACAAAAACCCGCCUCAAAAUUUGUGCAGUGAUUGCCUGGCUGUUUGCUGUCACAACAGCUUGUUGUAUACCUAUUUUGUGGGUUGCUGAGGCCGAUCAGAGAGUCAUGGCUGCCUUGAGUAUCUUCUCCGCUGGUAAAACGGUGCUAAGCGUCGCCAUUAUCGGUUAUUUCUACAUCUCGCUUUACUUCUCAGUUCGCAAACGAAAUGAUAACAAAAUCAGCAACGUUUCUGCUCGAGUCAACGCCAGGAUGGAUAGGACCAUCGCCAAAACCAUCGCCAAAGCGACUAGUACAGUUACAGCGGCUUUGCUAGUCUCCUAUGUCCCGUCAAUCAUCGCUCUUUUCUUUGGAGAUGCUGUUCCGUUUCUUCGUACAAGCUCAUAUUUUCGUUGGUCGCAGUUAUUGAUCCAGAUGAAUUCUCUUUUCAACCCAAUAGUUUACUGCUUUUCCAUGAAUCGCACCUUCAGAAACGAGGUUUUUGAGAUGAUUAACCUGAACGUUGUCCUAGAGCUUGUAUCACGUCCCAAGUUACCUGUAAAACGGCAUACCAGGAGAAGACGUGAACCGGCUGUGGUCUUAGAGGAAGAAAACGAGUUUCAAGGAGAAAACAAACGGCCUGGCCGCCUUGCCAGAUCGAGAUCAUGUGAUUCGAUUGAGCUUUCUGACUCUCGUCGUCAGCUUCCUGCUGCUGUCGACAGCCCCCCACCUCCAACGACUGAAGGAGUCCGGCUCAUUUGCGUCGAAGUGCAUCAGCCCAACCCCAAGAGAAGAAAGCCACGAUUGCUCCGGUGUCCAGGUACCUCCAAUGAAGUAAAUCCAAGUCAAAGUAAAGAAAGAAGUGACGAGAAUCACUCUAACUGCACCCCACAGCAAAAGAAAGAAAAACCCAUCUCAUCGUGUGGGGAGGACCAUGACAUCUGUAGUGAUGGAAACAGACUAAAAGCCGCGGCGAGUGUAACUACAAAAAGGGAAGAAAGUCACUUUGAUGAUGAUAAUGAUCAGAACCCUCCUACCAAUGAGCCAAUAACGCUGCAAAGCCUUGUUCUACCUCGUGAAGAAAACAGGCUCAUAUCCGUCCAUGAAGAUCAAGCUAUACUCAAUAGGCAAAAGCGACAAAUCCGGUACACUGGGGCGUCUAUAGAGGAGAACCUUGGCGAAACUGAAGACAGAUAUGAUUGUCUUAAAGAUUUCCCUGAUACUGAUGUGACAAGGGCGGGGUCCUGGCCUCGCCAGGUUCGUCUUGGGCUUACACCUGUUUUAGGACGGCGAAAUAUUAAAAUGGAAAAGAAGAGUGGUCGUCCAAAUACAAGAUAACUUAAAAACUAAAACUAAUACGUUAAGAGAGAUGAAGUGACAGUGUCAUGGGAAAAUUAUCCUGUGAGUUUUUCGAUUUCUUUUCUUUUUUUUUUUUUAAUACAAUACUUUUUACCGAACUAAAGUAAUGUUCCUUCUAGGUAAAAUCAAACUGAGUAAACUUUUAAAGAAUACAUUACAAUUAUGUAACAACUGUUUCUCCUAAGAAAGGAAUUUACACCCGUUAGGAAAGGAUGAAUUUUUUUGCCGCUAAGAGCGUAGUCACAGUUUUAUCUCAGAAAAAUCAAGACUGAUUGAAAACUUAGAAACCUCGCUCCAAGUUGCUUAAGAUGAUAUUUUUUCCAUCAGGGACAUAUAAUAGAUUUAUUCGUUAUUUUGGAUACAAUGUUGCAACUAUUUCUUAUUUGCCAUUGGUGGAAAAUUCAUAGCCACAUUGUUACUAAUUCUUGAUGGACAGAUCUCAAACAACUGCUGCUCCUUCACGAAUAUCUAAUUGCAGUAACGGUUCAUCAGUAGGAUCCCUAAACUGCCUGCAACUCCACAAUUGGCUUAGGUUCCAUUAGAAAAGGCGACACGGUCUCUUAAAAAGUGGCAGUAAUUUAGUACUUCACGCUGUGGCAUAAUUUAGUGUUAUUGCUUCAAUUUGUCCCUGUUCUAAUAAGGUUUCUUUGAAAGUCUGGUAGGAACAUUGCCUUGGGGGUGCUCCCCAUAAAAAUUCUGAGAGGUCCCCCCGCUAGGGUGCCAAAAUCUAAAUUACCGCAGUUUAAAAAUACGUAAAAAGAAAAAAAAAGUUAGAGUCGUCGUGGUACACACGGUAUAGAGGCAAACUAUCAUGCCAUUGGAUAUUCUUUUUCGCUGUUGGAAAAUGUAAGUGCCUUGAUGUUUGGAAUUAGUAUUUCUUAGGGGUGAAACGAGAAACUGCCAAAUUUGGACGCAAACAGAAAAAGUCUAAAAACGGCAUAAUGAAUUGUAAAUUGAAAUGACAGCAGUUGCGUGUGCCUUUCUUGAAAGGACAGAAAAUGUCUGUAUAAAUUGUUUUAAAAAACAUAUAUAGCGAUCAAAGGCAACCUAUUCCAGAGUUUGCCUGCCGUAACACUGAAAAACGGCCGCCCUCUCUUCCUCACGCCACUUGUAAACGUAAAAGUUGAGCGAGGUUCAACUUUUACGUACACCAGUGACCUUCCAUACAAUGUCUCUAUUUACGCGCGGAAGAUUUACGUGUGUACGCACGGAAAAAUUACGCGACAGUGGAAAUUCACCUAACAGGUCCACUUUAGAAUGUCGUGGCGUGGCAUCUAGAAUUACUCUUGUGCGUCGUUUCUGGAGCCUGAAAAUCAUACUAACGUGAUCCUUAUUGCACUCUGUCCAAGAGAUACAACAAGACAGCAUUAGUUGCCUAUUCAAUAAGUUGUAGAAUAACAGACGCUCUCUUUUAGGAAGAUCGACGACUUAAUUCUAUUCAAUAUGCGAGUACGCUUAGAUAUUUUCUUCGACAGGGAAUCUACGUGGUUAUCAAAACUAAGCUGCUGAUCAAGUUCAAAUCCCACUGAUAGCUUAACGCUAUCAACUUGCUCUAGUCGAGUCCCAUUUAACUCAGUAUUGAGCUGCUUCUUCCUUGUGGUAAGCUGCCUUGUUUUGAUCGAUCAAUCAAUCAAUACCUUUAUUAGAGUGUCUGACUAACAUAGCCGUAGAGAAACCACUAAAUGAGGACACGCUAUAAAUUAAUAUAAGCAACUAUUGUAGCAUUAAAGUCAAAUUAAUAAAACUAUUUACAAGUGUGUCAUUAUUGACCAGAGACCGAAGUGUAAAAUUUAUAAGAUUAUCACAUGUGCACAAUUACUGAAUCAAAAAAAGUUUAAAAAAAACUAUUCUCAAGUGCGUAUGAGCUUAGUAAAAAUAGUACAUAGAGUGCAAUUUUAGCACUGAGGGUCAGCAAGCAAGGAAUUUAGGUCAAGCUGUAGAAUAUGCUGCUUGAACACAGAUAGUGUAGGAAGGUCGCUGAUCUUUUUAGGCAGUAAGAUUCCAUAACCGAUAAGUGUUGUCUUGGUCUUUGAAGAAUUUAACGGCAAUUCCUUGGCUGUGGCCCAGUAAUCAACAUCUAAGACCUCUCGAGAUAACAUAUCUUCCAGCUCCUCGAUACAUUUAUAGUCUACUGAGGCUAUUAAAGUUGUAUCGUCAGCGAAUAUAUCUACUGUGUAUAGAGGCAGGUCAUCAAAAAAGAUCACAUAGAGGCCCUAAGUUAGACCCUUGGGGUACCACUGAUGUGAAGGCUAUUAUUGUGAAUAGAAUAGUUGGACUAUGGAAACGUCUCCCUCGUGAUAUCAGAGAAGUGUCCUCUGUAGCAGAUCGCGAUAAAAUUGUUAUGUUUGUCCCCGGAAAGGAAUUCACUGAGGCAUGAUUCACUACCUCCCCUUUUCAGAAAAAGCAUAAAUUAAUUCCAAAAAAUAUGACAAAUGUUUACACCUUUAUUUUGUUGUUUCAUUUUAUCACUUGUCGAAUGAUCAUUUUUACACCACCCAUUUAGUUUGUCUUUCUGUAACUCUCGAUUUACCGUUUCCAAGGACCAACGCAAAUCCAAAUUCGGCUUCGUUUUGAGCUACCUCUAAUCACGAAUGGAUUUAAGAAAAUUAAACGGAAACUUGGAAUAGCGAUAAUAUAUUCUGUUAUGAUAUUGCAGCGGAUGAUUCUAAUUGGAUGGUUUUCUUGUGCAAAAAUGCUUAAAAUGUUCAACUUUUUUACUGCUCCUUUCUUAGCAAUUGUUGCUCUUAUUGAAAAGCAAAUAUCUGUUUUGUUUUUCUGUUAUCAGUGUAACUGAUUUUAAUAUUUUAGGUAUGUUUGCUGUCUCAUCACUCAAUCCCAUAAAUUCUUAAAUCCCUAAAUUUGGUUACUAUGUGAACUCAAUUUUGCAGUGUUGAAAACGAACGGAAUGACUGUGAAGAUAGUUCAUUAGACAAAAUUCAGUUAGUCGGGGUUGCCAAAAAACGGGUGAGAACAAUUGAUAAUACUAGGGAAAUUGUAACAAGCAGACCGUGUAAUUUUGACAGCUGUAGUAGUUUUCUCUGUUCAGUUUCUUCAAAUCGUAAAAUAAUGAUUCUUUUGGCCUUUCACGAAGAUCAACUGAUGAGUCAGUGAGCCUAAAAUUUUUGUAUUGUUUCAUUUAAACAUAACAUCCCAAAGACUUUUUUUCCCACUCCUUUCUCGUAACGAAUCUCAAACAAUUUUGAAUUUAACGAAGUCUGAGAAGAGGUAUAAACAACUGAGACCAGGGUGUGAAUGAGAUCUUAAUAUUUUCUCUGAUAAAAGGCAUACGAAAGCCUACUAAACUAAUAAUAAUUCUCGUUUGGGGAUACCGAAUUUAAGCUAUAGUUGUCAAACAUUCUUCAUCAUUUCCUCCAAACUGUGUUAAAGGAAGUAAACACGCUUUAGAAGCUAUGGGAAAACAACGCCUCUUUCACACGUGCCCCACGCACGAGUCCGUUAGUGUUUACGACGUCAACAAAUGAACAAAUGUUUACCUUACAGGACGGGACUUUUCGUUAACUUGAAAACGACUUGUAAUAUAGAAGGUUUCGAAAACCAUUCGAUGUAGAAGAAACAGUUUUGGUAUUUUUUUAAUCGUGUUAUUUUUAAUCAAUUUCUUGGCUUUUAAUUAGGUGAAUCUAUUGGAACUGCAUACGAAAUUAACAAAGCACAGUCAGGAUUAACUUUGCGUUUGUUUCUUAAGAGGAAUUUUCUGAUUGCCUAUGUGAAUUUUCAUCUGCCAGCCUGUUGCAUGAAUAUUGAUGAAGUAACUGCUCAGUUACAAGCUCCUUUAGUUUUACGUAGAAGAAAACGCUGUAUGAUUGACAUGGUUGGUUUGGUUGCCCAAAAACACUUUCCUGGGAACGCGAAAUUGGCCCUCUUUCCCCGUGCGUUUCUAAAAAAUGUUUACCGAUAGCUGAAUACUUGAGUUCGGCAAUUGCAUGAAACUGCAAACGAAAUUAGUAAAGUACGAUAAUGAUUGCCUAUGUUUUUUAUCCUUGUGAGAAAUUUUCUGAUUGCUAAACUAAAAUUUCAACUGUCCAACAUUCUCUUCAAACAAUAAAUUGCUCAGUUUCCUGUUUCUUUUUCUUUUUCUAACUAGAUCUUCUAUUUUUACUGGUUGACAUGGCUUUAAACAUUUUUUCUGAACAAGCAAGGUAUUUUUCUCACUACUUGUCUGAGCCUUUCAUGACAGUUUGUUUGCUUCUGUUUUUACGUUGGAAAUUCCCAUUACAUGUAGAAGACACUUGUAUGUUUCCUCUUCUCCUACCAAAAAAAAAUACUCGUAAACAGCUGCCAUUUCAAAAUACGCUUCUCGUGGCUGUUAAAAGAACCCAUUCCUGGCAGCUCCAGUCAGAAAACGUCCACCAGGAACAUAUCGCAGAGGAGACAACCAUGGUAAAAAACAUUUAACAUUGAGAACUUAAUUCAACUCCCUUAAGUAAUGGUUCUUCCUAUCGGCCGUACCUCAGUCAAAUCAGCGUUAACAUGAAUUUAAGCGAAACAGACUCAGAGGCGAUCGAUCCAAGUGAGUCGCCUUCGGUGUACUUUUGCCCGCCCAAACCAAUCUAUACAUGGAUUCUAACUGAAACGGCCGCCUUUUAUGUUUCAAUCACCGCAAAAUCCAUCGCUAGCCCUCUGACUGUAUUGUUAAACGUUUUAAUUAUCGUUGCGAUGAAAAAGCGAAGGGCGUUGCAAAAGAACUCAAGCAUUUUGUUAACUAGUAUGGCCGUUGCGGAUCUUCUAGUUGGCGCGGUUUCUAUGCCUCUAACUACUGCUUUGGAUAUUCUGCUACUCCAUAAGAAGUUGAGCCUUACGAUCUGUAAAAUUGCAGGUGCAAAUCAAAUAGUUCUUUACAGCGCUGUUACAUCGUCCUUGUAUCAUUUGACUUUCAUUGCCUGGGAUCGCUACGUAGCGAUAAAGAAGUGGAGGAGCUACAAAACCAUUGUCACAAAAACCCGCCUCAAAAUUUGCGCAGUGGUGGCGUUGCUGCUUACUGCCAUAACAGCUAUUCUUGUACCCAUCUUGUGGGUUGCUGAGGUCGAUCAGAAAGUCAUAGCUGCCUUGAGUAUCUUCUCUGCUACCAAAACGGUGUUGUGUGUUGGAGUUAUCGGGUUUUUCUACAUCUCGAUUUACCUUUCCAUACUCAAACGAAAAGAAAACGAAAUCAACCCAGUUUCUAGCCGAGGAAACACCAGGCUAGAGAACGCCGUCGCCAAAGCGACUGGUACAGUCACAGUGGCUUUGCUAGUCUCCUAUGUCCCGUCGAUAAUCAUCCUUUUCUUGGGAGAUGCUUUUCCUUUUCUUCGCACAAGUUCAUAUUUUCGUUGGUCGGAGUUGUUGAUCCAGAUGAAUUCCCUUUUCAACCCAAUAGUUUACUGCUUCACGAUGAAUCGCGCCCUUAGAAACGAGGUUCUUGAGAUGAUUAACAUCAACUCUGUACUACAGCCUCCAUCACGCCUUAAUCCACCUCCUAAACGCCAUAUUAGACAGAGAGAUGCACCGGCUGUGAUCUUGGAAGAAAAGAACGAGUUUCAAGACGAAAAACAACAGCCUGACCGCCAUUCCAGACCUAGGUCAUGUGAUUCGAUUGAGUUCCCUUAUUCUGAUCAGAUCCCUGGCGCUGUCAACAGUUCCCCAUCUUCAAAGGCUGAAGAACUCCGAGUCAUUGUCGUCGAUGAGCAUCGACCCAAUCCUGACCAAAGAAAACAACGAUUGCUUCAUUUUGCUGUCGCCUCCAAAAAAGAGAAUCCAGGUCAAGCUGAAGAAAAAAAUGAGAAGGAGACAUUUACCUGUACCCCACAGCAAAUUACAGAAAGACUGUUCAAACCAUCGCAUGAAGAGGAGCAGGGCAUAGUUACUGAGAGAAACUCAUCAAAAGCAAUGGCGAGUGGGACUGCAAAAGAGAAACAAGGUCAAUUUGACGAAAACGAUGACCAGAACUUUCCUAACAAUGAGCCAGCAAAGCUGAAAAGCCGCAUUCUAACUUGUGGAGAAAUCCGUCCCAUCUUCAUCCAUGAAGAUCAAGCUGAACUUAGGGAGCAAAAGCCAAAUAUACGGUACAGUGUUUCAUCCACAGAGGAGAACCAAGGCGGCAAAACUGAAGACAGAGAUAAUUGUUGUGAAAGAUUCCUUCCUCGUUGAGUCCGCCUUGGCUUACACGUGUUUUAGAACUGCGAGAUAUCUAAAUGGAAUAUCAUGGACGGGGAGAGUUUUCUUCCAAAUACACGCGAUAGUGUAAGAACUUUAGCUAAUUCAGCUAACACACAUACCACAGUCAUUAUUUCAUAAAUCAUGAUAGAUAAACUUUCAUAAGGCGUUAAUACAGAGAGCGAUAAGAGACCCUAUAAGCGGCGGACAAUGAAAUAUGUGUUUCACGUUUACUCUUGGUUUAAAUAUCAUUUUCCUUUGUUUUUCUGUGUGGGAAUGGUGGUGUAUGAUAGUGAUUUUGAAAAUGGAAAAUGAACCUUAACCACGGAUAGAAUCAAACCGUCAGUCAUAUCAUACAAGAAAAUAGAAAUUCGCAAACCUCUUAUCAUCUUUUCCUCGACCUUUUGCAUGUCGACCUUUCAGGUACAGAAAAUUUAGGGAAAGUACGGUGCAGAUACACAACGAAACAAAUUGUUGUCCUUGUCAGUACCCUAAUUAGUGACAUACCGUGUGGCACGAAAUUUUUGCGGGAACUAAUUUUUGCGAUAAGGACAUGUUGUUUUCUUGCUGGGAAGUAAUUUUUGCGAUUUUCAGACAUUCCCGGACAAUUCAUUGAUAAUUUUCGUUUUUAUUGAGUACGUGCAAUGUAAAUACAUAUUUUCAAACAAUACUAGGGUGUGCGUACCCUAUGUAAAACCAGUAAAACAGAAUACUUUUCUUUGCCAUUCGAUUACAACAACAUCUGCGGUGACUGAAAAGAACGAAGGAGAAAAGUUGUAAUUGAACAGACACGAUUUCUUAGUACUGUAUUUUUGUGUAGCAAAUUUAAGAAAGAGAAUAUUUACUCUGGACUAAAAAAAAUGUUUGCGGUAAUUAUAUUUUGCGGAAGCUUAUUUUUGAGGACCGCUGAAAAAAUCGCAAAAAAUAAAACGAGUGCUUGACCAUACAAAUUGACAAAAUGGAGCAGAUAAGAAAAAUGUUGUAAAACGCUGAGUAACGCAUGUAUCAAAAGAGGCAAGAUAUUGCAUACCAUUUUAAAGUGUGGCUCGACGGUGAGCAACUGUGAGCAUUAGAACACCGCUUUUUGUGUGUGUGUGUGUUUUUUUUUUUUCAGUUCGCAGAGGCCGAGGUUCGAUUACUUGUUGGAACCAUGUUUUCACAUAGAAUGUUGUAUUCUGCUUUUAUAUGUUUGCGCUCCGGCUGUAAAUUGUUACUGGCGAUACUAUGGGCAGUAGCUGUGUCCCUGUCACGGUCAAAUCGAGGAGGCAGCGGGGCUUAAUGGUUAUAAGGAACCGAAUUCGAACCCAUAAUCUGAGGUUGGUACUCGAGUGCCGAUCUGAUUACUGCAUGGUGGAGUUGUUUCUUCAACUCCGGCCAAGAAGACCACGUUUGUAAAUAGCCAACUGGCUCGCCUUUUGCCAGUUUGGAGUAUUGUUAAUUUAAGUGUUGAAAUGUAUUAGAAUGCCAAUGUCGAUUUGCCAAGUUUAACUGUUCUCGAUUGGGCCUUGAAUUUGAAGAGAGUAGUUCUUGUAGUACAUUAGAGUACAUUUGGCGCGUUUUCAUGUUAUUAUACCUGAACGUUAAGGUGAAGGUCAUUGAUGUAUGCCUCCUGUAGAGAUGUGGCAGUGGUAGAAAUAGUAUGUGUUUAAUAAAAUUACUUAAAGGUGCAAAACAUUGCGUAGCUGUUGUCUUCGAAGGCAAUCGUACAUAGCUAGGUCGUCUUCUGAGGAGUUGGAGAUUAAGCGUUUAAGUUUCAGCGAGAUUUUGCGCUUUAAAAUCCACUUUUUGAGAAAUUUGCAGUUUUUAGUUCGUAGAGUUCUUCGUGGUUUUCGACUUUUCCUUUUGUCGACAAUCGGUUUUUGCAGUUGAUUUCAGUAGCCCUUUCUGAUCGUUGAACUAAGUUUGCGGUUUUCUUUUUUCUGUGACCUUUAUCGCUGUUUUUCGGUAGCCCAAUUAAGUGCCGCCCUCAAAAUAGGCCGGGGUGCCCUGUAAUGUCCAGCUGAUCUUACCCUGUUUUUUCCUAAGUCAGAACAUUUUUUAAACCGAGGAACGGACGCUUGGUCGUCAUCAAUUGAACUAGUCUGAACUAACACUGCUAGAGUAACGAUCACUGGAACUCUCAACAAUCGCCAGAACUGGCUGUUAUUCUUCAAAAUAGUGUGCACGGCAGUGAUGGGUUUAAGUUAGAAAUUCGAGAAAAUAUACUAAUGUUUCAUUUUUAAGAUGACCAGUCUGGCCGGCCAGUUUUGACGUUUGGUAGGCGCCCUUAGUAAGACUUCAGUUCUCUAAAGACUCGGUAACAUGACUGAAACCGCUACGAUUAUAUAUAGAAUCCAACCUUUACACCUCACCACCUUAGGGACUGAUUUCCUGAAGUUGAAAUCCGUUUUCAUUUUCGUUUUAUCCCAAAUCUAAAAUCCGGAUUUCAAAACCUAAAUCCAGAUUUCCCAAUCGAACGCACUCUCAGUUGAAGCCGUCAAAAGGCACGAUUGAGCGUGAUUCCAUAGGCGUCGUGGUCGAAUGCCGCCUCCGCCUCUCUCCAGAUGUGUAAAUGGGUGACGGGAGAACUGUUUGGGGAAACUUUACUUAAGAAUGCUUACAGUAGCCUUGUGAAUGACUAGCAUCCCACUCAUGAAUGGGGCGGGCAAAAGGGAGAGUGAGCGGCCGCUGUCUUGUUCCCAGUAUCUACCCUCUUUUUUCUUGGUUAAAGAUUCCAGCUUAGCUCACGACUGUCUUUUUGUCUUUUUUGUCUUUUUUUUUCCCAUGCUGCGUUUUCCGGGUACUUAAGCAUUUUCGUUCCAGUCUACAUUCGAGAGGACAAGCUGUCACAGCGAGACUGAGGGAGCGAACGAGAAAAGAAGGAACUGGAGAGAGACGGCAGGAAGUCCCUCUUUCUCCUCCCUCCUUUCUCGUUUUCCUUGUUCGCGCGCGUAUAACAGAGAAAGCAAGCAUCGCGUUUACGGCAAGCAUUACACGACUGUGAUAACCACGUGGCUACCUCUCCCUCCCAUUUAUUACGUUUGUCGCGGUCUGUUUACGAUGUCAAGAUAAGUGCUUCUCCACAUUAUCAAAAACGAAAGAGAACGUAACGGUACUUUCAUUUUCCUUCUCGGAAACAUGGGUAUAUAAUCGUAAGACAGCUCUGCCGUUUGCCGUAAAUGCGAUGCCUAAUUGAGCAGUUUGUGGUCAUGUGACCUCUUGAGUUUGUUCAAAAACAAAUUCAAUCCAAUCAGACCUGAGGCUGGAAAACUUUUCAACACUUUUGAUUCAUCGAAGUUGGAAGUUGUAGGCGUAUUUUAUGAACAGCAUUUUCAUGAUCAUGGAUUUAUUCAGACGCUGUGGUAAAUGGCCAUCAUGAAGUUGCUGAGCAUCUGAAGACGCGUGGAGGUUCCAUUAGUGAGUUCCAGUUGGCUCAUCUUAUGAAUAGCGCUGCUAGAACCGGGGACAUAAAGACCCUCAAAAGACUGAUAAGAUGGACCGGACAGGUGAACGUGUCUGACUUUGAUGGGCAGACGCCGCUUCAUACAGCAGCCAUGUAUGGCAGGCUCAAUGUCACUAAUUUACUGCUGAAAGAGGGCGCAGGUAAAUAUAAUGUCAAGUCCCGAGGGAAACGGUUAACAAUUAUUGGACGAGGUGGAGCAAAAUAUCGUGAUUUGUCAGUGGCGAGUGGAUAAAUUAUUUGCCGAAACCGAAGGCUGAGGCAAAUUUUGCGAUAACUGAGUUCAAUAAUUGUCUUACCAUUCGAUCACGAAGUUUGUUUUCUAAUGAAUAUCUUCAUGAAGCAAAACGAUCUGCCAUUUUUACACAAGAGCGAUCGCUGAAAAGGAGCAAGAGCAAAAUAUUAUUUGCAGCCAAACACAGUCGGACGACAUUGCGCCGGAGCAGACAAUUGUUUGUAGGCAGUUAUUUGCAGGUCACAAGGUAGGCUCUCGGCCAGUAAAAAGGAAGAAAAAUUGAAUCGAAUGAUAAUUACUUUUGGUUUUCUGAGAGCCCUGCGGUUUGCCAAGACGAAGUCGAAGGAAUUGGUUUCGCGAGAGACCUGACAGUAAGUGUAUUAUUGUCAGUUUUCAUAGGCAAAUCCCGGCAAAAUUGUUGAUGGGGCUUUAGUCCACCCAGUUCUACAGCUCCGCGCUCCCUGAACACUUCAUCUGGGAUGUAGUUCAGAUCAUUAUCUUACUGUCCUGUGUUUUUCUCCCUGCAGAUACUACACUUGUUAAUCGGUAUGGCCAAAUUCCCUUACAAGUAAGAUCAAUUUAAAGUCACUCAAUGUGACAUACUCGUUACGAUAUCCACCAGGAAGUUGAGUAAUUUUAAUUCUCAGUGGACAAAAACUUGUACCAGAAUAAUUUAAAGAAUAUCCCAUUCCUUUUACAAUUUUUCAAGGCCAGAUAUAAUUAGUCACCUGAUUAGUCAUCUGAAAUAACACCAAAGAAAAUUUCUCAUAGGAGUCCGAGAAAAUGAAUGUCAAAUUUCACAAGAAUUGUGAAAAUACAGGUAAAAUUAUGAAGAUUUCAUGUGAAAGAUGUAGUUUUGUGAAAUUUGACAUUCAUUUUCUCGGUUUCCCAUAAGAAAUUUUAUUUGGUGUUAUUACAGAUGACUACUACAUCUUUAGCCCUUGAAAAAUGUAAAAAAAGAAUGCAAUAUCCGUUGAUAAGGUUUUUUGUCCACUGAAAAUUAAAAUUAUUCCAUUUCCUGGUCGAUUCCGUCUUAAAGUCUGUUUCACGUUGUUCACUGCAGCUUAGGAAAAGACGUGCUAACGUAAUAUAUCUCUUGAUAUCGUAAAAAUGCAUGCUUGUAGUUGUUUUACCUUAAUGGCAUUUAACAAGGUCAGUUAUCCGCCCUACGUUCCGCUAUCUUAUUUCAACCUGUUAGGAUAGGCGUUUUCUCGCGGAGACGAGCGGUAUCUUCAACCGCUAGAAAUAGCCGGAUAAGUGGCUAUGUUUUGUUGGAACGGAUUUGGUUAAUGGAGUAACAAUGCUUAAUUUAUAGGGGGGACGUUUAUUCCAGAUGGAGCGUUAAACAAUUCAAUGAAAUUUCAUUGACCCAUUGUCAGGUUUGAGGUGUUUAUUAGAGUGUGCACGCCGCUCACUAGAUCAUUCUUUUACGGUGAAUCUUUUUUCUUUAAAAGGUAGCCUCGGCUAAUGACUAUAAAGCUGUUGAAAAGGAACUAAGGAAGUUUCUCAAGGUAUGAACUUCGGUUUUAAGUGACAGCCUGCAAGCGACGCAGCGAUUAUUUUACCUUUAACGGAGGACGGAAAUUUUCAACAAAUUACGUUUGUAAAAUACCUCACUAAAAAGGCUUCUACUUUUGACUUUCUCGACCGCCAGAAAAUUUUCCCUCGGGGACACUAAACAAGCAAACGAAGAUGCGAACAGCUUCGUACAUGCGAAAGAGGAUAGUGGGACGAAAUGCAAAUACUCAGUUGACAGAAAGAAACGUUCUGGUCAGUCAAAUGGUCAGUCAGAAAAGCUAAGCAAUCUCCCAUGAAGUGCCGAAUGUUUAUUAGUUUAAUACGCUGCACAAGGUGGUUGUGAUUUUUGAGUUGGUGGAUAAAAUUCCAUUGUACGAUAAUUCUAAUGAAACCUGUGUUUGUUACCAAAACAAUUUGGCAACAUUUGGAUUUACAUUCCCAAGGACAAACAUAUUCUUUCCAGUGAGACUGCUUGUUAGUUAUUCCCUCAUCUACGAAUGCCAACUUCUUGCCUUUUGUAUCGACAGCUCACAGAAGAAAUUCUAGCGGAUGACUCAACCACGACAAAAUGCUACUCUCCUCUAGCGAAAACUCAAGUGCGAAAACAAAGAAAAGAAUCCACAUCGUACCGCUAUGCAAAACGAGAAUCAUGGUCUUCGACAGAUAACUCCAUGGAGGUACCGCGAAGACAGAGAGGACACAGCGGUGUUAGCAAGUCACCUCACAGCUCAACAGAAAUGCUCAAUCUAACAGAUGUACGGACCCCGUUACAAAUGAACACGUCUGCCCGGCCUUCAUUUUUGCGUACACGAGCAACGAUACCAAACAUGUCGAUGAAAACGAGAGAAAUUGCAGGAGGGCAAGCAGAUUAUGUGUGAAUCUUACCUGGUUGAUUGGCUUCAUUUCGCAGAAAUUAUUUUGGUUUUCGUGGUAGCUUCAGUGGCCUGAGCGGAAAGUACAACGAGGACUGCAUGAGAAGAAAGGCCCAGCGCGAUAAAAGAAGAACUGUAUCGGGAGCAGAAAAAUCAUAAAAACUGAGACUCACUACACUCUUCUUUUAUGAGAACGUUGUUUUUCCGGCCCACGGGCUAAAUACUCUUAUUUUUCUGACGAUUUUGGGCUGAAAAUAUUUUUGUAUUUUUCUUAAUUUAUAGCUUAUGAGUUUUUCGUUUAAGAGUGUAUUGGGGCAGUACAUUGCAGCGCAGAUUUCCUAGGUUUGGUGGCUAGUUUUGCCGUUUA
Molecule: messenger RNA, 48784 nt
Organism: Porites lobata
Lineage: Eukaryota; Metazoa; Cnidaria; Anthozoa; Scleractinia; Poritidae
Source: the annotation of a GenBank genome assembly